GAUGAGGAUUUCACUGGGUUUGGGACGCAAUACCGGCCUACGCUCUCAGCACACAAUAUCUAUAAAAGUAAGUAGGCUAAUGAUGAACAGUAAUGUGAGAUAUCACCUGUGCUCAGGAAUGCUCACAUUUCCUAGCAGAAAUAUGCAGUAGCCUUCAUAUUUUCCAUUUAUUGCUUUGGUAGCAUACCUGAUAGUAUGCAUGAUCAAGUUAUUGUCUGACAUUAGUCUAUUUGUAUUAAGACAUGUUUCCCCCUCUCAUUUCUAGGCAGUCCUUUCCAAUCAUCAUUAUUGAAGCCAAAAAAGCCUCCCCCAGCUCCAGAACUUACAGCAAAGCUUAAGAAAAGUGGAGGCAAAGGCUCCGAAGAAGAGGUUGGAGAGGGUCAGGAAGAAAACGCUGUGAAACCCAAAAUAAUUGCCAAACUGGCAGCCCAAAAAAAAUCACUCAGUUUGUGUGUUAACUCUACAGGAAAGCAGGCUGCUGGGACAAAGGCCUCAAAAGGCAAUGGCAGUGCAAAAUCAGAGGGCUCUGAUAGGAAAAGGGGAAGCAAGGCGAUGGAAUCGUCUUCAACAGCUAGAAAGAGGAACAGGCAAGACCAAACGACCAAGGUGGGCAGGGGAGGCUCAAGGUCCAGCACAGCCCGAGCCCAAACCAGCAGAGACAAGCAGGGCAAACUGGUGUGGACCCUGACAGUGGUCAAGGGCAAAGGGAAGACCUCCAAGGGCAAAGAGGCUGGGGGGGUAACAGCAGACAACAGUGAAACAGACAAAGCUAAGCCACAGAGGUUUGGGAAGACGAGAAAAGGAUCUCAGCAAGGAGACAAGGUUGAAGCACAGGCUCAGUCUAGAAAUGGAAAGACGACGACGGAUCUCCACACCGCCUCUCAAGGAGUAGCACUGUCCCCUGAACCUGUGAAUAAGCAGCAGCAGCAAAGGAAGAGGGUGUCCAGGGGAACCGUGGAUUCCCCUGAGGCUGGAGCUGAGAUGGGUCAGGAGCCAGCAAUACCCCCGGAAAGAAAGAAACCAGCACCAUAUAAGCGCAAGUCCAUAUUUGGCCUCAGAAGGAAGCCCAGUAAUGUGCAGAGGCUUAGUCCGCCAGAUUCUGUUGUGAAACACUUCCGUCGUAAGGUUGUCUUCUACACCUACGUGCCAGAGUACCUCCCAGCCCCAGUGAAGCAGGAGGGACAGGAGCCGCAGAGGGAGAGCACCGGGACAGAGGGCAAGCUUCUCCUGUCCCCUGGAAAGAUUCAGCAAGGAGGCAGCAGUAACCUCUCCUUGCCUGUGGUGAGUGCCAGGUCUUCACGUGUCAUCAAGGCACCCAAGAGGUUCCUCAACGACGAGAUAAUAUCCUGGCCCAGGGGCUCCCUGAAAAAGAAGAACCAACACAAGGUGAAGGAGGAGGAUGCCAUGAGCCUAUCCUUUUAUGAUUCAGACAAUGAUGACAUUGACAACUUGUCUCAAACUCCAGGUCAAAAUGAGUUCAAACCUGAAGUUGACAGCUCAACUGGUAAAAAAACACUUAAGACCAGCCUGUCCUCAACUCUGUCUGUGAUGGACUCAACACUCAACCCAGGAUCAUCCCACCUCGAAGUCUACGAGAGACUCAAGAAGCAGACCAUCAGCCUGGCCCAGAAGAAGAAGAAAGGGCUUAGUGCUGCUGAGGGUAAACCAGCAGAAGAAGAAGCCCAGGAGGACCUAAGUUUGACCUCGCCGGUUAGGAAAAGGGGGAGGUCCAAGCUGAAGAUGGAGGACCUCAACUCUCCCGGGGUUGUGAGGAAACUGGCGGUGCUGGUCAGUAACGCUGCUGCAUCAUCUGAGACUCUGGAGGAGGCAGCAAACAACACAGAAAAUGUCCAAGGUAAGACCUUUUCUGUGCUCAGUUAAAUAUUUGUUGUUCGCUUAAUGGAUCUUUAGGAACUAUUUAUUUUAUUUAUUUAUUUAUUACAGAAAAUUAUUUGGACUGUUGUGAUAAAAUAGUAUUCUUAGAUGUUGUCAUGCAUAUACAGUUCAUUCGGAAAGUAUUCAGACCCCUUGACUUUUUCCACAUUUUAUUACGUUACAGCCUUAUUCUAAAAUGUAUUAAAUAAAUAAACAUCUUCAUGAAUCUACACACAAUACCCCAUAAUGACAAAGCGAAAAAACGUUUUUUUAGAAAUGUUUGCGAAUGUAUUAAACAUUUUUAAAAAACAUACCUUAUUUACAUAAGUAUUCACACCCUUUGCUAUGAGACUCGAAAUUGAGCUCAGGUGCAUCCUGUUUCCAUUGAUCAUCCUUGAGAUGUUUCUAGAACUUAAUUGGAGUCCACCUGUGGUCAAUUCAAUUGAUUGGACAUGAUUUGGAAAGGCACACACCCAUAGUUGACAGUGCAUGUCAGAGCAAAAACCAAGCCAUGAGGUUGAAGGAAUUGUCCGUAAAGCUCAGAGACAGGAUUGUGUCGAGGCACAGAUCUGGGGAAGGGUACCAAAACAUUUCUUCAGCAUUUGAAGGUUCCCAAGAACACAGUGGCCUCCAUCAUUCUUAAAUGGAAGAAGUUUGGAACCACCAAGACUCUCCCUAGAGCUGGCAGCCCAGCCAAACUGAGCAAUUGGGGGAGAAGGGCCUUGGUCAGGGAGGUGACCAAGAACCCGAUGGUCACUCUGACAGAGCUCCAGAGUUCCUCUGUGGAGAUGGGAGAACCUUCCAGAAGGACAACCAUCUCUGCAGCGCUCUACCAAUCAGGCCUUUUAUGGUAGAGUGGCCAGACUGAAACCACUCCACAGUAAAAGGAACAUGACAGCCCGCUUGGAGUUUGACAAAAGGCACCUAAAGGACUCUCACACCAUGAGAAACAAGAUUAUUUUAUCUGAUGAAACCAAGAUUUAACUCUUUGGCCUGAAUGCCAAGCGUCACGUCUGGAGGAAACCUGGCACCCAUCCCUACGGUGAAGCGUGGUGGUGGCAGCAUCAUGUUGUGGGCAUGUUUUUCAGCGGCAAGGAGAGGGAGACUAGUCAGGAUCUAGGGAAGGAUGAACAGAGCAAAGUACUGCGAGAUCCUUGAUGAAAACCUUCUCCAGAGUGCUCAGGACCUCAGACUGGGGCGAAGGUUCACCUUCCAACAGGACAAUGACCCUAAGAACACAGCCAAGACAACGCAGGAGUGGCUUCAGGACAAGUCUCUGAAUGUCCUUUUAGUUGCCCAGCCAGAGCCCGGACUUGAACCCGAUCAAAUAUCUCUGGAGAGACCUGAAAAAUCUCCAUCCAACCUGAUAGCUUGAGAGGAUCUACAGAGAAGAAUUGAAGAAACCCCCCAAAUGCAGGUGUGCCAAGCUUGUAGCGUCAUACCCAAGAAGACUCGAGGCUGUAAUCGUUGACAAUGAUGCUUCAACAAAGUACUGAGUAAAGGGUCUGAAUACUUAUGUAAAUGUAAUAUUUCAGAUUUUUUCAAAUAUAUACAGUGAGGGGGAAAAAAGUAUUUGAUACCCUGCUGAUUUUGUACGUUUGCCCACUGACAAAGAAAUGAUCAGUCUAUAAUUUUAAUGGUAGGUUUAUUUGAACAGUGAGAGACAGAAUAACAACAAAUAAAUCCAGAAAAACACAUGUCAAAAAUGUUAUAAAUUGAUUUGCAUUUUAAUGAGGGAAAUAAGUAUUUGACCCUUCUGCAAAACAUGACUUAGUACUUGGUGGCAAAACCCUUGUUGGCAAUCAGAGGUCAGAUGUUUCUUGUAGUUGGCCACCAGAUUUGCACACAUCUCAGGAGGGAUUUUGUCCCACUCCUCUUUGCAGAUCUUCUCCAAGUCAUUAAGGUUUCGAGGCAGAUGUUUGGCAACUCGAACCUUCAACUCCCUCCACAGAUUUUCUAUGGGAUUAAGGUCUGGAGACUGGCUAGGCCACUCCAGGACCUUAAUGUGCUUCUUCUUGAGCCACUCCUUUGUUGCCUUGGCCGUGUGUUUUGGGUCAUGAUGGUUUUUGGCCCCGUACAUGGCCCCGUCCAUCGUCCCUUUUGAUGCGGUGAAGUUGUCCUGUCCCCUUAGCAGAAAAAACACCCCCAAAGCAUAAUGUUUCCUCCAUGUUUGAUGGUGGGGAUGGUGUUCUUGGGUUCAUAGGCAGCAUUCCUCCUCCUUCAAACACAGCGAGUUGAGUUGAUGCCAAAGAGCUCCAUUUUGGUUUCAUCUGACCACAACACUUUCACCCAGUUCUCCUCUGAAUCAUUCAGAUGUUCAUUGGCAAACUUCAGACGGGCAUGUAUAUGUUCUUUCUUGAGCAGGGGGACCUUGCGGGCACUGCAGGAUUUCAGUCCUUCAUGGCAUAGUGUGUUACCAAUUGUUUUCUUGGUGACUAUGGUCCCAGCUGCCUUGAGAUCAUUGACAAGAUCCUCCCAUGUAGUUCUGGGCUGAUUCCUCACCGUUCUCAUGAUCAUUGCAACUCCACGAGGUGAGAUCUUGCAUGGAGCCCCAGGCCGAGGGAGAUUGACAAUUCUUUUGUGUUUAUUCCAUUUGCGAAUAAUCGCACCAACUGUUGUCACCUUCUCACCAAGCUGCUUGGCGAUGGUUUUGUAGCUCAUUCCAGCCUUGUGUAGGUCUACAAUCUUGUCCCUGACAUCCUUGGAGAGCUCUUUGGUCUUGGCCAUGGUGGAGAGUUUGGAAUCUGAUUGCUUCUGUGGACAGGUGUCUUUUUAUACAGGUAACAAACUGAGAUUAGGAGCACUCCCUUUAAGAGUGUGCUCCUAAUCUCAGCGCGUUACCUGUAUAAAAGACACCUGGGAGCCAGAAAUCUUUCUGAUUGAGAGGGGGUCAAAUACUCAUUUCCCUCAUUAAAAUGCAAAUCAAUUUAUAACAUUUUUGACAUGCAUUUUCUGGAUUUUUUUGUUAUUCUGUCUCUCACUGUUCAAAUAAACCUACCGUUAAAAUUGUAGACUGAUCAUUUCUUUGUCAGUGGGCAAACGUACAAAAUCAGCAGGGGAUCAAAUACUUUUUUCCUCACUGUAUGUGUGUGUAUAUAUAUAUAUAUAUAUAUAUACACACACACACAAACCUGUUUUUCCUUUGUCUUUAUGGGGUGUUGUGUGUAGAUUGAUGAGGGGGGAAAAAAUAUUUAAUCCAUUUUAGAUUAAGGCUCUAACGUAACAAAAUGUGGAAAAAGUCAAGGGGUCUGAAUACUUUCCGAAAGCACUGUAGGCCUUAUUGGAAACCACAUAUUACCAUAGGAUGGAGCAGUAUAGCUUGCAGUUUAGGGAAUAGGUUGCCAUUUGGCAGGUUUGAUGACUGUCAGCCUUUUGGAAGUCAGUCAGAGGGACAGUUGCUUGAUUCUUCUCCCCAGGGGCAGAAGCUGCUGAUGAAGGGGUUUACGAAGGGGAAAGCCAGGCUGAUGGGGGUGAUGGGGUGGUGGUGGAACAGGGGAGCACCAGCCAUCGGAUCAACCUCACCAGCACCAACAAGAGGAUGUUCCAUCUGCUGAAGAGGGCCAAGGUCCAGCUCAUUAAGAUCGACCAGCUGAAGAGAGCAAAGCUGCAGCUUGUGAAGAUCGACCAGCAAAGACCGAUGAAGUCAUCACAGGUGAGAAUCUGUGACUUUGAUUUACCCUGUUUGCAUGCAUACACACACACACACACACACUAACUAACUAACUAACUACCGGUCAAAUGUUUUAGAACACCUACUCAUUCAAGGGGUUUUCUUUCUUUUUACAAUUUUUUUCAUUGUAGAAUAAUAGUGACGACAUCAAAACUAUGAAAUAACACAAAUGGAAUCAUAGUAACCAAAAAAGUUUUGAACAAAUCAAAAUAUAUUUUAGAUUUGAGAUUAUUCAAAUAGCCACCCUUUGCCUUGUUGACAACUAUGCACACUCUUGGCAUUCUCUCAACCAGCUUCAUGAGGUAGUCACCUGGAAUGCAUUUCAAUUAACAGGUGUGCCUUCUUAAAAGUUAAUUUGUGGAAUUUCUUUCCUUCUUAAUGCGUUUGAGCCAAUUGUGUUGUGACAAGGUAGGGGGGUAUACAGAAGAUAGCCCUAUUUGGUAAAAGACCAAGUCCAUAUGGCAAGAACAGCUCAAAUAAGCGAAGAGAAACGACAGUCCGUCAUUACUUUAAGACAUGAAGGUCAGUCAAUACGGAACAUUUCAAGAACUUUGAAGGUUUCUUCGGGUGCAGUCGCAAAAACCAUCAAGUGCUAUGAUGAAACUGGCUCUCAUGAGGACCGCCACAGGAAAGGAAGACCCAGAGUUACCUCUGCUGCAGAGGAUAAGUUCAUUAGAGUUAACUGCACCUCAGAUUGCAGCCCAAAUAAUUGCGUCGCAGAGUUCAAGUAACAGACACAUCACAACAUCAACGGUUCAAUGGAGACUGUAUGAAUCAGGCCUUUAUGGUCGAAUUGCUACAAAGAAACCACUACUAAAGGACAGCAAUAAGAAGAAGAGACUUGCUUGGGCCAAGAAACACGAGCAAUGGACAUUAGACCGGUGGAAAUGUGUCCUUUGGUCUGGAGUCCAAAUUUGAGAUUUUUGGUUCCAACCGCCAUGUCUUUGUGAGACGGAGAGUAGGUGAACGGAUCUCCGCAUGUGUGGUUCCCACCAUGAAGCAUGGAAGACGAGGUGUGAUGGUGUGGGGGUGCUUUGCUGGUGACACGGUCUGUGAUUUAUUUAGAAUUCAAGGCACACUUAACCAGCAUGGCUACCACGCCAUCCCAUCUGGUUUGCACUUUGUGGGACUAUCAUUUUUUUUUUUUUUAACAGGACAAUUACCCAACACACCUCCAGGCUGUGCAAGGGCUAUUUUACCAAGGAGGAGAGUGAUGGAGUGCUGCAUCAAUGACCUGGCCUCCACAAUCACCUGACCUCAAUCCAAUUGAGAUGGUUUGGGAUGAGUUGGGCUGCAAUUUUUUGAUACUUCAAGGGGUCUUAAAAUUCAAAAUGAAAAUGCUCCUUGGUGUGACGUUCUUAAAACAAUUCCAUAUAGCUUAGUAGUACCACUCCCCCGGAGUGACUCCAUGCAGCUUAUGUGACUUGUUAAUCAAAUAUUUACUCCGGGGGAGUAAAUAACAAGAUCCAUUGUGAAUACUUUCUGAAGGCACUGUAGAAUCGUGAGAAUCACAAUACAUAUCGUAUCGGCACCUAAGUAUCGUGAGCUCCCUGGCAAUUCCCAGCCCAACUUAUUACUAUGGCACUGAAAGGUCAUAGUUUAAUUGUUACACUCUUGUCUCUUUCAUCUCCUGUCUGGAUCGGUAAAGCUUGGUCCCAGAGAUUUAGGAGUAUGAGGGGGCAGAAGGAGGAGAGGAGGCUCUGCUCAGGUGAGCCCAUGUUUCCUGACCCUGGCUUUGUUUUUGGUUUUGUCUAGCCGCCUGGGUCCGUGUCAUUCUUCAUCUCUGUUUGAUUGAUGCUUAUGUAUUGUUGAUGUUUUUAGUACAGUGUUUUGUUGUUUUUAUUUUUUAUUUAAUCCUUAUUUUACCAGGUAAGUUGACUGAACAUAUUCUCAUUUACAGCAACGACCUGUGGAAUAGUUACAGGGGAGUUGAAUGAGCCAAUUGGAAGCUGGAGAUGAUUAGGGGGUCAUGAUGGUAUGAGGGCCAGAUUUAGCCAGGACACCGGGGUUAACACCCCUAGUGCCAUGAUAUAUUUUAGUGACCGCAGAGUCAGGACACCCGUUUUUAACGUUCCAUUUGAAAGACUGCACCCUACACAGGGCAAUGUCCCCUCACUGCCCUGGGGCAUUGGAUCCUUAAAAAAAAAAAAAAAAUUACCAGAGGAAAGAGUGCCUAGCUUCAGUGGCCUGUCUUGGUUUUCUCUUGAAUUUGGCUUAGGCCAUUUGUGCGUGGGCGCAUUUUGGUGUCUGUCUUUAGGGUGGAGUUUCAUUAUAAUUUAUUACUAAUAUGUUCCACCACAUGAUCCUGUUCCCAUAGGACCAAUUCCCUGGCGGUCCACGCAUCAAGCACGUCUGUCGGGCAGCAGCAGUGGCGUUGGGGCAACCCCGUGCCAUGGUGCCUGACGAUAUCCCCAGGCUUAGUGCUCUGCCCCUCCAUGAGCGAGAGGGCAUCACCACCUCACCAGCUGUAGAAGGUAACCUUUGCUUAUGAAGCACACUGCUAAGAACGGUGGUUACCUAUUACCUUGUUUUCUUUUCUUGAUUUUAGCUUUCUGUCGAUUCCGGUAUAUGACCUUAGCUCAGUGACCUAUGUUUGCAAACUCAUUAUAAGAUGAUUUUUGGAUCUCUCGCUCGUGCUCUCUGUUUUUAGACAUUGCGGAUGACCCCUCUGAUCAGGAAAUCGAGAGCACUCAGGAACACAAGACGACAAGACGGAAGCACAAGUACAGCAAGCAGCGGAAGUUGAAGCGAAACUAUAACGAGGUUGGUCCUGGGGGCCGCGCCACCCGCUGUGGGACAUGCCAGGGCUGCCUCCAUGAGGGCGACUGCAGCACCUGCUUCAACUGCCUGGACAAGCCCAAGUUUGGAGGGCCCAACACCAGACGCCAGUGCUGUGUGUAAGUGACUGUACCUAGAAUUGUAGCCGUUGCUCCAACUUCUCAUCCUCUCAUGGACACGCACUCAGGCACACACAGUCUUUUUCAUUUCUAGAGUCAGCUCUAGUUGUCCUGUAUGCAAAUUGAACAUGGCACCCUUUUUUAAAAUGAUGAUAAUAAAUAUUUCCCUGUGCCACCAGGUUAAAACGAUGUGUUCGGAUUGAGGCGAGGAAAGUAAAGCGCGGCAUCAAGCCAUUCGCAGGUUUGUAGGUGUUCUUAUGUUGAAUACAUCCGUGUUUAUAUAAUUUUGCAUUUCAAAUCAAAUCAAAUUUUAUUGGUCACAUGCGCCGAAUACAACAGGUGCAGACAUUACAGUGAAAUGCUUACUUACAGCCCUUAACCAACAGUGCAUUUAUUUUUAACAAAAAAAGUAAAAAUAAAACAACAACAAAAAAAGUGUUGAGAAAAAAAGAGCAGAAGUAAAAUAAAAUAACAGUAGGGAGGCUAUAUAUACAGGGGGGGUACCGGUGCAGAGUCAAUGUGCAUGGACACUGGCUAGUUGAGAUAGUUGAAUUAAUAUGUACAUGUGGGUAGAGUUAAAGUGGCUAUGCAUAAAUAAUUAACAGAGUAGCAGCAGCGUAAAAAGGAUGGGGUGGGGGGGGGGGGGCAGUGCAAAUAGUCCGGCUAGCCAUGAUUAGCUGUUCAGGAGUCUUAUGGCUUGGGGGUAGAAGCUGUUGAGAAGUCUUUUGGACCUAGACUUGGCACUCCGGUACCGCUUGCCGUGCGGUAGCAGGGAGAACAGUCUAUGACUAGGGUGGCUGGAGUCUUUGACAAUUUUGAGGGCCUUCCUCUGACACCGCCUGGUAUAGAGGUCCUGGAUGGCAGGAAGCUUGGCCCCAGUGAUGUACUGGGCUGUACGCACUACCCUCUGUAGUGCCUUGCGGUCGGAGGCCAAGCAGUUGCCAUACCAGGCGGUGAUGCAACCAGUCAGGAUGCUCUCGAUGGUGCAGCUGUAGAAUUUUUUGAGGAUCUGAGGACCCAUGCCAAAUCUUUUCAGUCUCCUGAGGGGGAAUAGGCUUUGUCGUGCCCUCUUCACGACUGUCUUGGUGUGUUUUGACCAUGAUAGUUUGUUGGUGAUGUGGACACCAAGGAACUUGAAGCUCUCAACCUGUUCCACUACAGCCCCGUCGAUGAGAAUGGGGGCGUGCUCAGUCCUCUUUUUUUUCCUGUAGUCCACAAUCAUCUCCUUUGUCUUGGUCACGUUGAGGGAGAGGUUGUUGUCCUGGCACCACACGGCCAGGUCUCUGACCUCCUCCCUAUAGGCUGUCUCAUCGUUGUCGGUGAUCAGGCCUACCACUGUUGUGUCGUCGGCAAACUUAAUGAUGGUGUUGGAGUCGUGCCUGGCCAUGCAGUCAUGGGUGAACAGAGAGUACAGGAGGGGACUGAGCACGCACCCCUGAGGGGCCCCCGUGUUGAGGAUCAGUGUGGCAGAUGUGUUGUUACCUACCCUUACCACCUGGGGGCGGCCCGUCAGGAAGUCCAGGAUCCAGUUGCAGAGGGAGGUGUUUAGUCCCAGGAUCCUUAGCUUAGUGAUGAGCUUAGAGGGCACUAUGGUGUUGAAUGCUGAGCUGUAGUCAAUGAAUAGCAUUCUCACGUAGGUGUUCCUCUUGUCCAGGUGGGAAAGGGCAGUGUGGAGUGCAAUAGAGAUUGCAUCAUCUGUGGAUCUGUUGGGGCGGUAUGCAAAUUGGAGUGGGUCUAGGGUUUCUGGGAUAAUGCUGUUGAUAUGAGCCAUGACCAGCCUUUCAAAGCACUUCAUGGCUACAGACGUCAGUGCUACGGGUCGGUAGUCAUUUAGGCAGGUUAUCUUAGAGUCCUUGGGCACGGGGACUAUGGUGGUCUGCUUGAAACAUGUUGGUAUUACAGACUCAGUCAGGGACAUGUUGAAAAUGUCAGUGAAGACACUUGCCAUUUGUCCUUUAGCAGAUGCUCUUAUCCAAUUAUUGCAUUCAUCUUAAGAUAACUAGUUGAGACAACAUAUCACAAUUGUAUCAAGUACAUUUCCCCUGAAAGUAUUUAACAGCAAUGUCAGUGCUAGUAGGAAAAGACAAGUGUCUUUUUUUUGGGAGUGGGGCAUUGGGGGCACCAUGAGUUAUUUAAGAUACUCUUCAAAGAGGGAGGGUUUCAGACGUUUUUGGAAUAUGGGCAGGGAUUCCGCUGUCCUGACUUUACGGGGAAGCUUGUUCCACCGUUGGGUUGCCAGGACAGAGAAGAGUUUUGACUGGGCUGAAAGGGAUCUGCCCUCCUGUAGGGGUGGGAGGGCCAAGAGACCAGAUGUGGCGGAACGGAGUGCUCGGGUUGAGAUGUAGGGUUUGAGCAUAGCCUGAAGUUGAUGGGCAGUUCCCCAUGCUGCUCCGUAGGCAAGCACCAGGGUCUUGAAGAGGAUGGAUCAUUUACUAAUGAAUAACUCCACUUGUGUGUUUUUGCUCUUACGACCAAAAACAUUGAAUCCGUUAACUGAAAGACACACUAGAACACUGUGGCCUGCCUCAUGGCCCAAAUAUUCAGCCAGUGUUUUUAGCUUUACCACUGGGCUUCUCUUUGUCGUGCAGUCCUUUCGAGGCGGCGGCGCCAGUCGUCAGCUAAUGGCCUUCAGUCCAGCAAUGAUGAGUGGUCGGAAUCCUGGGGAGAGGCAGAGGUGGCGUCGGCCCCGUCAACCCUUGGAGGCUGCCUGAGCCCUUCCAGGAAGCAGCCGAGGCGGAACGUGGUGCCGCGCUCCUACAGCAGCCUGCUGAAGUCCGACUCGGACUCGGACACAGGCGGAGAAGCCGCGGUCAAUAGUCCUGUAAAGAAUCCUGUCGCUCCCAGCAGCCAAGGUAACGCCGUACACCGGGAUAGGAGCCGUACUGUAUGGAUUAAAAUAUAGGUUGAUGCACAUUCGGUCUCUCCUUUUGAGUUGGACCACAACAAGAUCCAUUGAACUCCAUCCUUGAAAUGGAGUGAUUUGACAGGUAGAAUUGAAGGAUGUAUAGCCAUUAGCCAAGCAGAUCAGAAGAUUAGGGGUGGAUGUUGGAGACCAUAGUAAUUGAGAUUAAAUAUGACUGUGAUUGAGGAUGGAAGUGCAGGUCCUAAAUAAAUGUUUUUGAGUGGUUUCAGGGUAUUGGUUUGAGUAUUUAUGUUUUAAAACCCAUUUGCUCUCUGACGGAUGCUGCUCCCUCUGAUGACCCAGUGCCCAGUGAAGUUGUAAGGCUCCGCAAACCUGGGCCACCCAAAGGACUGCCGGGCCGACGCAGAGCCGACAAGGUAAUGACUCGUAUAACUCUCUGUUCUCAUGUUGGAAAAGCUUACGCCUUUCACAUUCAUCCCUGAUGCAUGCAUUAUACCUUAAAUAACUGCUCCUCUGGAAUCUUCCUUAAUGUUUUUCUCAAACUUAAUCUAAUCCUUUAUGGUCCAUAGAUGCCGUGACUCUUUCCAUGUUUCUCUUGACUGGUAUGACCUAUGAUUUCUUUCUCGCUCUCUCUAACAUCGUUGACUACUGUUGGUGAUUGGACCUCUUUCUUUUCCUCUGGUUUGACUUGGCAUGCCUUAGCUCUGUGAUCGGGCUUAUCUAACCCUCUCUUAACUCUUCUCCUUCACUUCUCUUAUCAACACUUUUUUUUUUUCUCAAAGCCAAAGGUGGUUUCGGUGGCUCUCCUUCAUCUUUCCUCUGCCUUGGCCCGCCGCUUAGCAUGUGACCGUGCUCGUGCUGUAACGCUGGUCGCCCUCUCAAUGGCUUAAGCAGUCCCCCCCCCCCCCCCUUCACAUGCACAGGGGAGCAACUCCGAGGAGCACCGCCAAGAGCUGUUGGUUACAGAGGGCCACCUAGCAAGGAGCCCCAGCGAGCCCUGCCCACCCAGGAUCCCACCGCUGCGGUUACGGUGGCUGCUGCAGGUGCAGCUGCAGCGUCUGCCCCCAUUUGUGGUGCAGUCAGUCCUGCAGAGGGACGAGGAGUCGGGGGAGGAGGAGUCUUUGCAGGAAGAGGAGACGACUGUUGUUAAAGAGGGAGAGCAACAACACAAUCCCAGAAUUGAUCCCCACUAUGUCCUUCGUUCCCAGAAUGCCGUGGAAAACACGUCAACGAACAUCCUCACCGCGCUAACCAACGGACUCUCCCAAAAGGGCCACUUGAAGACCGGGACGCACAGGAUCCGCGUAGACUUUAAGGUGUAACUCUCUCACACUCACUCACUCUCCCUCCCAUAUAAACUUUCUUAAAAAUGAUGUGAAAUUGUUUAUUUUCUUAUGAACUCAUUGCCAACUGUCUUUCUUUCUCCUUCUUUGUCGCUCAUAUACUCUUAAUAAACAUUUUAUUUUGCAGUCGUUCAUUAACUAAUUGUUUCUCUCCCUCUUCUUUCUCCCAGGAGGACUGUGCCAUCCAGAACGUGUGGUUGAUGGGCGGUCUGAGUAUCCUCACCUCUGUCCCCGUCACCCCUCAGCCUGUCUGUCUGCUCUGUGCCAGCAAAGGACACCAUGAGGUAAUCAUGGAAAUGCAUCCACAGAAUAUUCAGUGCCUGUGUUUGCAGUAUUAUCAUUAGAAUAAUCACAUUUCAUUGUAGAUAAGUAUUACUCUGACCAUUUUGAGGAAACAAAUUAACUAGGAAGCACACAGGAGACUCCAUAGGUUUACUGAAUAGCUACACUGGGUUGUCUGGAAAACAGUAGGUUUAGUGCAAUAUGUGUUCUCCUGAUUUUGACUGCCUUCUGCCUUUCCACCUUCCCUCAGAUGAUCUACUGCCAGGUGUGCUGCGAACCCUUCCACAGCUUCUGCCUCUGGCCCGAAGAGCGCCCCCAAGAGGAGAACAAGGAGAACUGGUGCUGCCGCCGCUGCAAGUUCUGCCACGUGUGCGGUCGCAAGAGCAAGAACAACAAGGUGUGUAUGGUCAGCAGGAUCUGAGAUUCAGUAGUCUAGUGUUUUUUCACCCCCACUUUCAAAUUGUAUACGUACUAUUUCUUCCUUUAGCCUGUGUUGCAGUGCAGGAGGUGUCAGAACUGCUACCACCCCUCCUGUCUGGGACCCACCUACCCAAAGCCCAUCAACUGUAACAUGCCCUGGGUAAGUAUCAGGAAUUUAAUAUAUAUUACAGUUUAGCUUCUCUUCUCCCCAUUCUGAUUUAUUACCAUGUUUUUCACUGUACUGUGGGUCAAUACCAUAAAAUGCAAGUGUAUUGUCCAGUUUGCAUAAGUGCCUUGCUCAAGGGCACAACAAUAGUGGAUUCCAGUAAUGAUCUGAAACCAGCAAUCCUCAGUUCUCAGCCAGUUCAGUUCCCACAUUUCUUCGCCCAACCUGGGACUUGAACCAGCGACCUUCCGGUUACUGGUCCAUCUCUCUAACCUCUGGGCUACCUGCCCCCGUGUCCUAGGUGUGUAUGACGUGUAUCCGGUGUAAGAGCUGUGGAGUGACCCCAGGGAAGACCUGGGACAUGGCCUGGAACCACGAGCAGGACCUCUGUCCUGACUGCAGCACCCUCCACAGCAAAGGUAGGAUCUCAGUGAGUCACACAGAGACACGUCACAAGUCAACCAAGGUUGGGUCGGAGCAAGGUAUAGACAAUCUCCAGGAACAGGCCAAGAAGAGAGGGAUGAGGGCAGUUGUAUAGAUGGACUGAUACUUGGUCAGGAUCUCACUGUCAUUUAGGGCUGACCCCAAUUAGUCGAUUGUUUGGUCGAUAGGCUAUUGGUCGACAUUUUAUAUUUUUUGUUUUGUAGACCAGCAGCAAAUAUAUAUAUUUUUUAUGCCACACGAGACACCUAUCUGAUUCGCGGCCAUCUCCGUUAACUAAUCCAUUGCGUAGGCCGAGACUAAUCCAUUGCGGAUGGCACAGUCCAAGAAGAAGGGAAGUGUGGCUAAGAUGCUCAAUGCACGUCUUUCUCCAGAAUGCGCUCUCUCCCGCCAAUUUGUGCACAUUCAUUGUUUGUUAACUUCAUUGUAUCAAAUCGAAUGAUUCUUAGUGUCUGUCAAUUCCACAUUACAUAUCACCAGUAGUACAUUUACCGUUAAUUCCUAUGAAUUCUAAUCUACAAUGUUUGUUUAUGGUAAUCCUAGUGGCGCAGUGGUCUAAGGCACUGCAUCGCAGUGCUAGCUGUGCCUCUAGAGAUCCUGGUUCGAAUCCAGGCUCUAUCGUAGCCGGCGGCGACCGGGAGACCCAUGGGGCGGCGCACAAUUGGCCCAGCGUCGUCCAGGGUAGGGGAGGGAAUGGCCGGCAGGGGAUGUAGCUCAGUUGGUAGAGCAUGGCGUUUGCAACGCCAGUGUUGUGGGUUCGAUAAAAUCAUGUAUGCGCUAACUGUAAGUCGCUCUGGAUAAGAGCGUCUGCUAAAUGACAUAAAUGUUAAUGCAUUCAAUAUAUUAUUAUUCCAGUCUUUUACCAUUCUCAUUGUCAGAGUGGACACGUUGUUUGCAGACUGCACAACCUAUGCUUGUGAGAAACAGGUUUUAGUUUAUUUCAUUCCAUUUACGAGUUUUGUCAAUUUAGUCAUUGUCUUUUGUUUGGAGAGCUCCUGUCAAUGUUGAGUAAAAACUCGACGUACCAAGUUGCGCACUUUUUGGAAGCGAACCACUAUUUCGGCCCUUCGCUAUAUCGGCAUCGAACGCGUCACCCUCCCUAGGAGAGGGGGUGACCUUGACAAUUUAUUAUUAAAACGAGAGGCCGCUUGGAUCUUUAAUUAAAGACCCUUGCCCCCUUCGGUCUCAACGUGGAGUUUGAUCUGAAGCCAUUCUUGUGAUUGUUUUUUUGCUAUCCAUUGUAAAUAAUGUUUGUAGGCCUAUGUAGCCAAAUUGUAUCUAUGGUCGUAUGUUAUCCAUUUAUGCUUUUUUAUAUGUUCUAUUUAUAUCUGUAAAUCAACCAAUGAAAUCAAGCAGUUUGCAUCAGUUGCUGGGACUGCUUCUCUCUGUCCAGUGACCCUGCCGACCAAGGACGGGUCUGAGGAACUAUUUGGCGUAGCAGCCAGCUAGCUGCCUAUCAAGCUAGUGAGGUUUUCUUGAGGGCUUGAAUGCAGCCCGUGACGCAGUUAGCCAUUGUGGCUGGGACUGCGGAUUGUCCUGGGUUUGUGGCUGUCUAGAUCCCUGCUGUUUGUUGUGUUUUCAAUCUUCCCUGUGACCUGCCCUGUCUGGAAGUGCGAGGAGUAACAGUGUAACCUACGUUGCUAGCUACCAUGACAAAGCCCAAAGCUGGUGUGAGUACCGUUAAGGACAGUGGUGUCUCUAUCACAGGUGAAGGAUCUUUUAAAUGAACAAAAAUAGUUCUACAAGCAGUUGUUACAACAACAACAAAAUAGCUUCAAGUGUUUUGUCCAAAUACUGGUAGAUUCAACUAAUAAAAUAAUGGACGACCUGACCAGAGAGGUCCAGGACCUGAAGAACAGUUUGCAGUUCUCCCAUGGUCAGCUCGAUGAGUUGAAACAGGAGAAUGGCAAGAUGACAGCAAUCUGUAAGUCAUUGAGAGAGGACAUCAGUUCUGUGUGUGUGUGUGUGUGAAUCCAUGAUAACAAUGACAGAGAAAUCAGACUCGAGGGACAAUCAAGGCUGAACAACGUGGUUGUAGACGGAAUUGCAGAAUCUCCACAUGAGACCUGGACGGAGUCUGAGGACAAAGUGAGGGAAAUGAAUUCUGAGAAAUUGAAGAUGGACCACAGGAAGAUUGAGGUGGAGUGCACCCACAGGACUGGAAAACCCACCACCGGCCUAGGUGACAGGCCCAGGCCGAUAGUGGUCAAGUUCCUGAGGUUCAAGGACAAGUAAGCUGUUCUGGAAAGAGCCAAGAACUUAAGAGGAACGUACAGUUGAAGUCGGAAGUUUACAUAUACCUUAGCCAAAUACCUUUUUAAAUCCAGUUUUUCACAAUUCCUGACAUUUAAUCCUUGUACAAGUUCCCUGGUCAGUUAGGAUCACCACUUUAUUUUAAGAAUGUGAAAUGUCAGAAUAAUAGUAGAGAGAAUUAUUUAUUUAAGCUUUUAUUUCUUUCAUCACAUUCCCAGUGGGUCCAAAGUUUACAUACACUCAAUUAGUAUUUGGUAGCAUUGCCUUUAAAUUGUUUAACUUGGGUCAAACGUUUCGGGUAGCCUUACACAAGCUUCCCACAAUAAGUUGGGUGAAUUUUGGCCCAUUCCUCCUGACAGAGCUGGUGUAACUGAGUCAGGUUUGUAGGCCUCCUUGCUCGCACACGCUUUUUCAGUUCUGCCCACACAUUUUCUAUAGGAUUGAGGUCAGGGCUUUGUGAUGGCCACUCCAAUACCUUGACUUUGUUGUCCUUAACCCAUUUUGCCACAACUUUGGAAGUAUGCUUGGGGUCAUUGUCCAUUUGGAAGACCCAUUUGCGACCAAGCUUUAACUUCCUGACUGAUGUCUUGAGAUGUUGCUUCAAUAUAUCCACAUCAUUUUUCUUCCACAUGAUGCCAUCUAUUUUGUGAAGUGCACCAGUCCCUCCUGCAGCAAAGCACCCCCACAGCAUGAUGCUGCCACCCCCGUGCUUCACGGUUGGGAUGGUGUUCUUUGGCUUGCAAGCGUCCACCUUUUUCCUCCAAACAUAAUUAUGGUCAUUAUGGCCAAACAGUUCUAUUUUUGUUUCAUCAGACCAGAGGACAUUUCUCCAAAAAGUACGAUCUUUGCUGUUGUUCUGGGAUUGAUUUGCACUUUUCGCACCAAUGUACGUUCAUCUCUAGGAGACAGAACGCGUCUCCUUCCUGAGCGGUAUGACGGCUGCGUGGUCCCAUGGUGUUUAUACUUGCAUAUUAUUUGUACAGAUGAACGUGGUACCUUCAGGCGUUUGGAAAUUGCUCCCAAGGAUGAACCAGACUUGUGGAGGUCUACACAUUUUUUUCUGAGGUCUUUGCUGAUUUCUUUUGAUUUUCCCAUGAUGUCAAGCAAAGAGGCACUGAGUUUGAAGGUAUGCCUUGAAAUACAUCCACAGGUACACCUCCAAUUGAUUCAAAUGAUGUCAAUUAGCCUAUCAGAAGCUUCUAAAGCCAUGACAUCAUUUUCUGGAAUUUUCCAAGCUGGUUAAAGGCACAGUCAACUUAGUGUAUGUAAACUUCUGACCCACUGGAAUUGUGAUACAGUGAAUUAUAAGUGAAAUAAUCUGUCUGUAAACAAUUGUUGGAAAAAUUAAGUGUGUCAUGCACAAAGUAGAUGUCCUAACCGACUUGCCAAAACUAUAGUUUGUUAACAAGAAAUGUGUGGAGUGGUUGAAAAACGAGUUUUAAUGACUCCAACCUAAGUGUAUGUAAACUUCCGACUUCAAUUGUAUAUCUUCCUCAACGAGGGCUAUCCUGAAGCUGUGUGCCAGAAGAGGAAAGAACUUAUCCCAGCCAUGAAAGCUGCCAGAGCACGUGGGGACAUUGCUUACAUCAGCUAUGACAGUCUCAUUGUCCAACCUCCCUCCCAGAAGCCUGGAAGUGAUAAGAUAGCCAAGCCUAUGGGUUCGUAGCGUCAACCCCACAGUGCGCACACACACACACCAAUUGAUUAAUGGACUGCUGAAUGUAUAUUUUCGCUUGCUUUGUUUGCUCUUUUCCAUGUUAUGUCUAUCUCUGAUAAGCUAUCCAGGGAAGGGCUGAAAAUAGCCCAUAUUGAUAUAUGUAGCCUUAGCAAGUUAUUGAUUUCAUUAACCUUAUUUCUAACAUCAGAUAACAUUAAUAAAUUAGCUAUUUCUGAGACUCACUUACAUAAUUAAUUUGAUGAUACAGAAGUAGCAAUACAAGGAUAUAACAUCUAUAGAAGAGACAAAUGCUUAUGGGUCAGGUGUUGCUGUAUAUAGUCAGAGCCAUAUCCCUGUAAUGCUUAGAGAAGAUCUUAUGUCACAUUUUAUUGAAGUGUUGUGGUUGCAGGUUCACUUGGCACAUCUAAAGCCUUUUCUUUUGGGUUGUUGCUAUAGGCCACCAAGUGCUAACAGUCAGUAUCUCUAAAUAAUGUGUGUGAAAUGCUUGAUAGUGUAUGCGAUGUAAACAGGGAGGUGUACUUUCUUGGGGACUUGAAUAUUGACUGGUUUUCUUCAACCUGUCCACUCAAGAGGAGCUUCUCACUGUAACCAGUGCAUGUGUUACGUUCCCCAGUUUCUAUGUUGUGGUUUGUAUUUUCAAUCUGGUUCAGGUUAUUAAUCAACCUACCAGGGUGUUUAUAAACACUACAGGAACAAGAUCAUCCACAUGUAUCGAUCACAUUUUUACUAAUACUGUAGAACUUUGUUCUAAGCUGUAUCCAUACCCAUUGGAUGCAGUGAUCACAAUAUAGUGGCUAUAUCCAGGAAAGCCAAAGUUCCAAAAGCUGGGCCUAAAAUAGUGUAUAAGAGAUCAUACAAAAUAUUUUGCUGUGACUCUGAUGUGGAUGAUAUUUGUUGGUCUGAUGUGAUUUAAUAAGGAGCAUCCAGACGCUGCACUUGAUUAAUUUAUAACAUUUCUUCUUCCAAUUAUUGAUAAACAUGCACCUGUUAAGAAAACUGACUGUUAGAACUGUUAAGGCUCCAUGGAUUGAUGACGAUUGAAAAACUGUAUGGUUGAAAGAGAUGGGGCAAAAGGAGUGGCUAAUAAGUCUGGCUGCACAUCUGACUGGCUGACUUACUGCAAAUUGAGAAAUUAUGUAACUAAACUCUACAAAAAGAAGAAACUGUAUUAUGAAGCCAAGAUCAAUGAUAUAAAGAAUGAUGGAAAAAAGUACUUUAAAUGAAAUUAUGGGCAGAAAGACAUUCAACUCCAUCUUUCAUCGAAUCAGAUGGCUUAUUCAUCACAAAACCAUUUGAUGUUGCCAAUUAUUUUAAUGAUUACUUAAUUGGCAAAGUGGGCAAACUUAGGCAGGAACUGCCAACAACGAACAGUGAGCCAUCGUAUUCAUGCAUAAAAAAACAAAUAAUGAAAGAAAAGAAUUGCAAGUUUUAAUUUUGUAAAAGUUUAGUGUAGGAGAAGUGGGGAAAUUAUUGUUAUCGAUCAAUAAUGACAAACCUCCUGGCAUUGACAACUUAGAUGGAAAGCUACCGAGGAUGGUAACUGACUCUAUAGCCACUCCUAUCUGUCAUAUAUUUAAUCUAAGCCUAGAGGAAAGUCUUUGUCCUCAGGCCUGGAGGGAAACCAAAGUCAUUCCUCUAACCAAGAGUGGUAAAGCUGGUUCUAACAGCAGACUAUAAGCUUGCUGCCAGCUCUUAGCAAACUGUUGGAAAAAAUUGUUUGACCAAAUACAAUGUUGUUAAUCUGUUUACAGAGAAAUAGCAGACUUUCAGCAUGCUUAUAGAGAAGGGCACUCAACAUGUACUGCACUGACACUGAUGAUUGGUUGAAAGCAAUUGAUAAGAAGAUUGUGGGAGCUGUACUGUUAGAUUUCAGUGCAGCCUUUGAUAUUAUUGACCAUAACCUGUUGUUGAAAAAAACGUAUGUGUUAUGGCUUUUCAACCUCCGCCAUAUCAUGGAUUCAGAGCUAUCUAUCUAAUAGAACUCAGAGGGUUGUCUUUAAUGGAAGCUUCUCUAAUGUCAAAUAUGUGUGUUGUACUGCAGGGCAGCUCUCUAGGCCCUCUACUCUUUUCUAUUUUUACCAAUGACCUACCACUGGCAUUAAACAAAGCAUGUGUGUCCAUGUAUGCUGAUGAUUCAACCAUAUAUCUAUCAGCAGCCACUGCUUUUGCAGUCACUGAAACCCUUAACAAAGAGGGGUGGCCAGUAAUAAACCAGCCCUGAACAUCUCUAAAACUAAGAGCAUUGUAUUUGGUACAAAUCAUUCCUUAAGUUCUAGACCUCAGCUGAAUCUGGUAAUGAAUGAGAAAAAGAAAAAAAGUGUAUUCACUCACUAACUGUAAGUCGCUCUGGAUAAGAGCGUCUGCUAAAUGACAAAUGUAAAAUGAAUGGUGUGGCUGUUGAACAAGUUGAGGAGACUAAAUUAUUUGGCGUUACCUUAGAUUGUAAACUGUCAUGAUCAAAACAUAUACAAUGGCUUGCGAAAGUAUUCACCCCCCUUGGCAUUUUUCCUAUUUUAUUGCCUUACAACCUGGAAUUUAAAAUGGAUUUUUUGGGGGGUUUGUAUCAUUUGAUUUACACAACAUGCCUACCACUUUGAAGUUGCCAAAUAUUUUUUCUUGUGAAACAAACAAGAAAUAAGACAAAAAAACUGAACUUGAGCGUGCAUAACUAUUCACCCCCCCCCCCCCCCCAAAGUCAAUACUUUGUAGUGACACCUUUUGCAGCACUCCAUCACUCUCCUUCUUGGUAAGAAUCUCAAAUAUAAAAUAUAUUUUGAUUUGUUUAACACUUUUUUGGUUACUACAUGAUUCCAUAUGUGUUAUUUCAUAGUUUUGAUGUCUUCACUAUUAUUCUACAAUGAAGGAUAUAGUAAAAAUAAAGAAAAACCCUGGAAUGAGUAGGUGUGUCCAAACUUGACUGGUACUGUAAAAACAAAAAAGAUACCUUAUUUACAUAAGUAUUCAGACCCUUUGCUAUGAGACUAGAAAUUUCCAUUGAUCAUCCUUGAUGUUUCUACAACUUGAUUGGAGUCCACCUGUGGUAAAUUCAAUUGAUGAUUUGGAAAGGCACACACCUGUCUAUAUAAGGUCCCACAGUUGACAGUGCAUGUCAAAGCAGAAACCAAGCCAUGAGGUCGAAGGUAUUGUCCAUAGAGCUCCGAGACAGGAUUGUGUCGAGGCACAGAUCUGGGGAAGGGUACCAAAAAAUGUUUGCAGCGUUGAAGGUCCCCAAGAACACAGUGGCCUCCAUCGGUCUUAAAUGGAAGAAGUUUGGAACCACCAAGACUCUUUCUAGAGCUGGCCGCCUGACCAAACUGAGCAAUCGGGGGGAGAAGGGACUUGGUCAGGUAGGUGACCAAGAACCCGAUGGUCACUCUGACAGAGCUCCAGAGUUCCUCUGUGGAGAUGGGAGAACCUUUCAUAAGGACAACCAAGCGUCACGUCUGGAGGAAGCCUGGCACCAUCCCUAUGGUGAAGCAUGGUUGUGGCAGCAUCAUGCUGUGGGGAUGUUUUUUAGAGGAUGACCAGUCAGGAUCGAGGGAAAGAUGAACGGGGCAAAGUACAGAGAGAUCCUUGAUGAAAACCUGCCCCAGAGCUCUCAGGACAUCAGACUGGGGUGAAGGUUCACCUUCCAACAGGACAACACCCUAAUCACGCAGCCAAGACAACGCAAGACUGGCUUCGGGACAAGUCUCUGAAUGUCCUUGACUGGCCCAGCCAGAGCCCGGACUUGAACCCGAUGGAACAUCUCUGGAGAGACCUGAAAAUAGCUGUGCAGCGACGCUCCCCGUCCAACCUGACAGAGCUUGAGAGGAUCUGCAGAGAAGAACGGGAGAAACUCCCAAGUUUGUGCCAAGCUUGUAGCGUCAUACCCAAGAAGACUUGCGGCUGUAAUCGCUGUCAAAGGUUCUUCAACAAAGUACUGAGGAAAGGGUCUGAGUUCUUAUGUAAAUGUGAUAUUUCUGUUUAUUUUUAAUACAUUGGCAAACAUUUUUUUUGCUUUGUCAUUAUGGGGUGUUGUGUGUAGAUUGAUGAGAAAAAACAAACGUGGAUAACGUCAAGGGGUCUGAAUACUUUCCGAAUGCACUGUAUAGUGGUUUUUACACACAGGGUGUGUCUAUUUAUGGAAAAAUACACAUUUUAAAAUGUCGACCAAUCGUCGAAAGAACAGAUUACUUUCUGUCAACCCCACAAUUUUUUUUUCGGACAGCCAUGUUAUUAAAUUAUUAUUUAAAAAAAUCAUUGAUCUGAUUUUUUUUGGGGGGGGGGUUUCUUUACAAGGGAUCUUCUGCACCGUCUGCUCCAAGUGUUACGAGGAGAACGACCACAACAACAGCCAGAUGAUGGAGUGCUCCAGGUGUAGCCACUGGGUGCAUUCUAAAUGUGAAGGACUCUCUGGUGAGUGACACUAAUAUUUCAGCUUUAAAACGGUCUUUAUCAAGGGGAUGUACAACAGGGGUGGCCAACACUCAUCAAAGUGUUACUGGGUAUACAGGCUUUUGAUCUCGCCCUACACACACACACACACACCUAAUCCAGCUAAUCAAGGUUCCAAGGAGCAUCUCAUUGGUAGAAUCAGGUGUGUUAGAGAUAAGGUCUGGAACCAAAUCCUGCAAGAGGGUAGCUCUCAAGGCCACCCCUGUUAACCGUAUGUGUAGGGGAAGAUGCCACCUCAACUAAAAUGUAGGCCCUAACUUGAGGGAUCAAAACAACUAUCCCACUAUAAACCCACUCCAUUACAUUAAAAUUCUGCCUCUCUUCUCUUCUGUCUCCCAGACGACCUGUAUGAGAUCAUGUCCAGCCUGCCAGAGAGCGUAGUAUACACCUGUGAACCCUGCAGCCAAUCACAGCCCAGAUUCUGGAAGGAGGAGCUGAAGGAAAGGCUGAGGGCAGGGCUAGAGAAAGUGCUGACCAACCUCCUUUCUGACUCCUCCGCCCAGCACCUAAUCACCUGCAGGGAGGUAAUGUCUGCCGCCGUGUAGCUCAGUUGGUAGAGCAAGGCGUUUGCAACGCCAGGGUUGUGGGUUCGAUUCCCACGUGUGGCCAGUAUGAAAAUGUAUGCACUCGCUAACUGUAAGUCGCUCUGGAUAAGACCGUCUGCUAAAUGACUAAAAUGUCAAAUGUAAAUGUAAAGACGUCACGAGUCAGACACUCGUAACAUACUCUCUUGCUUUCACAACAUGGGUUGUUUCUGUAUCCAAAAUCAAGUAUAAAAAGUGUAUUUAAAACUUUUCCACGUUUAGACUGUCUUAUGGAUUGUAUAUCCCUGACCCUCUGACGAUGGUCUCCAUUUUACUGUACUAUGCUGUUCUUUUGUUUUCUGCAGUGUGAGGAGUCCACGGAACUAGAUGCUUUCUGGGACCAACAGCAGCCCAUCUGCGACCUACAUGCCGUUGGUCAAAAAUGUACAGGGGGCCAGUACACUUCACUGGUGAGAGACCCCAGUCCUUUAUUAACAUUUGAAUUAUGCCACAUAAAAACUAUUAAGACCUAGAGGUUAUUGUUUUUGCUCUCAGGGCAUCAAUGUUCCGCUGUGAAUCGUGUAGCUCUUUUCAGACCACAUUCUGAUCACUUCAUAUACAGUUUGGUAAUUUAGCAGAUGCUCUUAGAUGUUCUAAUGAGAGGAACAAAAUCCCACAUAUUGUACAACAAUACAGCCGUCUCCUAAACUUGACACCUGUUUUUCCUGCUCUUGUCCAUCAAUCAGAAAUCAUUCCAUGAGGAUGUUGUCGUGGUGAUGAGGAAGUGGCUGAAGGAGGAGGAGUCUCUCCCUGAGGACCUGAGGCCCACCUGUUUGGCCAGGUCUCACUACCUGAAGGUUAGUAGAAAGACCUUUCCUCCAUUAAUGCUAUAGACAUUUAUUAUGGGCCAUACUGGGCCAUAUCAUUAUUUUUUAUUUAUUUACUCAGAUUAGUAGAGUGUCUGCAUUAAAACAUAAAAUUUCUGAGCUCUUUUAUGAUAUUUUAUUAAUUGCCUCAUUUUUUAAAAAUGUUACAGCCUUAUUCUAAAAUUGAUUAAAAACAUUUUUUACCCCAUAUUGACAAAUAUUUUUUUAGUGUAUAUAUAUAUAUAUAUAUAUAUAUAUAUAUAUAUAUAUAUAUAUAUAUAUAUACACACACACACACACACACACACACACACACACACACACACAGUGGGGGAAAAAAAGUAUUUAGUCAGCCACCAAUUGUGCAAGUUCUCUCACUUAAAAAGAUGAGAGAGGCCUGUAAUUUUCAUCAUAGGUACACGUCAACUAUGACAGACAAAUUGAGAAAAAAAAAUCCAGAAAAUCAAUUUAUUUGCAAAUUAUGGUGGAAAAUAAGUAUUUGGUCACCUACAAACAAGCAAGAUUUCUGGCUCUCACAGACCUGUAACUUCUUCUUUAAGAGGCUCCUCUGUCCUCCACUCGUUACCUGUAUUAACGGCACUUGUUUGAACUUGUUAUCAGUAUAAAAGACACCUGUCCACAACCUCAAACAGUCACACUCCAAACUCCACUAUGGCCAAGACCAAAGAGCUGUCAAAGGACACCAGAAACAAAAUUGUAGACCUGCACCAGGCUGGUAAGCAGCUUGGUUUGAAGAAAUCAACUGUGGGAGCAAUUAUUAGGAAAUGGAAGACAUACAAGACCACUGAUAAUAUCCCUCGAUCUGGGGCUCCACGCUAGAUCUCACCCCGUGGGGUCAAAAUGAUCACAAGAACGGUGAGCAAAAAUCCCAGAACCACACGGGGGGACCUAGUGAAUGACCUGCAGAGAGCUGGGACCAAAGUAACAAAGCCUACCAUCAGUAACACACUACGCCGCCAGGGACUCAAAUCCUGCAGUGCCAGACGUGUCCCCCUGCUUAAGCCAGUACAUGUCCUGGCCCGUCUGAAGUUUGCUAGAGUGCAUUUGGAUGAUCCAGAAGAGGAUUGGGAGAAUGUCAUAUGGUCAGAUGAAACCAAAAUAUAACUUUUUGGUAAAAACUCAACUCGUCGUGUUUGGAGGACAAAGAAUGCUGAGUUGCAUCCAAAGAAAACCAUACCUACUGUGAAGCAUGGGGGUGGAAAAAUCAUGCUUUGAGGCUGUUUUUCUGCAAAGGGACCAGGACGACUGAUCCGUGUAAAGGAAAGAAUGAAUGGGGCCAUGUAUCGUGAGAUUUUGAGUGAAAACCUCCUUCCAUCAGCAAGGGCAUUGAAGAUGAAACGUGGCUGGGUCUUUCAGCAUGACAAUGAUCCCAAACACACCGCCCGGGCAACGAAGGAGUGGCUUCGUAAUAAGCAUUUCAAGGUCCUGGAGUGGCCUAGCCAGUCUCCAGAUCUCAACCCCAUAGAAAAUCUUUGGAGGGAGUUGAAAGUCUGUGUUGCCCAGCGACAGCCCCAAAACAUCACUGCUCUAGAGGAGAUCUGCAUGGAGGAAUGGGCCAAAAUACCAGCAACAGUGUGUGAAAACCUUGUGAAGACUUACAGAAAACGUUUGACCUGUGUCAUUGUCAACAAAGGGUAUAUAACAAAGUAUUGAGAAACUUUUGUUAUUGACCAAAUACUUAUUUUCCACCAUAAUUUGCAAAUAAAUUCAUUAAAAAUCCUACAAUGUUAUUUUCUGGAUUUUUUCUUUCUCAUUUUGUCUGUCAUAGUUGACGUGUACCUAUGAUGAAAAUUACAGGCCUCUCAUCUUUUUAAGUGGGAGAACUUGCACAAUUGGUGGCUGACUAAAUACUUUAUUUCCCCACUGUAUAUAUAUAUUUUUUCCUUAUUUUUUUUCUUCUUAAAAACCUGAGUAUUCAGACCCUUUGCUAUGAGACUUGAAAUUGAGCUCAGGUGCAUCCUGUUUCCAUUGAUCAUUACAUUUACAUUUACAUUUUAGUCAUUUAGCAGACGCUCUUAUCCAGAGCGACUUACAGGAGCAAGUAGGGUUAAGUGCCUUGCUCAAGGGCACAUCGACAGAUUUUUCACCUAGUUGGCUCGGGGAUUAGAACCAGCGACCUUUCGGUUACUGGCACAACGCUCUUAACCACUAAGCUACCUGCCUCCCCAUCAUCCUUGAGAUGUUUCUGUAACUUGAUUUGGUGUCCACCUGUGGUAAAUUCAAUUGAUUGGACAUUAUUUGGAAAGCACACAGUGCAUGUCGGAGCAAAAACCAAGCCAAGAGGUCGAAGGAAUUGUCCGUAGAGCUCCGAGACAGGAUUGUGUCGAGGCACAUAUCUGGGGAAGGGUACCAAAAAAUGUCUGCAGCGUUGAAGGUCCCCAAGAACACAGUGGCCUCCAUCGUUCUUAAAUGGAAGAAGUUUGGAACCACCAAGACUCUUUCUAGAGCUGGCCGCCUGACCAAACUGAGCAAUCGGGGGGAGAAGGGCCUUGUUCAGGGAGGUGACCAAGAACCCAAUAGUCACUCUGACACAGCUCUAGAGUUCCUCUGUGGAGAUGGGGGAACUUUCCAGAAGGACAACUAUCUCUGCAGCACUCCACCAAUCAGGCCUUUGUUUUAGUGGCCAGACAGAAGCCACUCCUCAGUAAAAGGCACAUGACAGCCCGCUUGGAGUUUGCCAAAAGGCACCUAAAGGACUCUGACCAUGAGAAACAAGAUUCUCUGAUCUGAUGAAACCAAUAUUGAACUCUUUGGCCUCAAUGCCAAGCGUCACGUCUGGAGGAAAGCUGGCACCAUCCCUAUGGUGAAGCAUGGUGGUGGCAGCAUCAUGCUGUGGGGAUGUUUUCAGCAGCAGGGACUGGGAGACUAGUAAAGUACAGAGAGAUCCUUGAUGAAAACUUGCUCCAGAGCGCUCAGGACCUCAGACUGGGGCGAAGGUUCACCUUCCAACAGGACAAUGACCCUAAGCACACAGCCAAGACAACGCAGGAGUGGCUUCCUGAUAAGUCUCUGAAUGUCCUUGAGUGGCCCAGCCAGAGCCCAGACUUUAACCCAAUUGAACAUCUCUGGAGCGAUGCUCCCCAUCCAUCCUGACAGAGUUUGAGAGGAUCUGCAGAGAAGAAUGGGAGAAACUCUCCAAAUACAGGUGUGCCAAGCUUGUAGCGUCAUACCCAAGAGGACUCAAGGCUGUAAUUGCUGCCAAAAGUGCUUCAACAAAGUACUGAGUAAAGGUUCUGAAUUCUUAUGUAAAUGUUAUAUUUCAGUUUUGUAUUUUGUAUAAAUGUACAAACAUUUCCAAGUCUGUUUUUGCUUUGUCAUCAUGGGGUAUUGUGUGUAGAUUGAGGGAAAAAAACUAUUUAAUCAAUUUUAGAAUAAGGCUGUAAAAUGUGGAAAAAGUCAAGGGGUCUGAAUACUUUCUGAAUGCACUGUAUCUAUGUCCUUUCAGUUGCUGGAGGAGACUUUCAGUUGGUUUCAUAGCCAGGAUCAGAAAAUGUGGGACCCAAUCUCCAAAGAUUUCCCAAGGUAAAUGGAUACACUAUGUGUAGACAGUAUGACUGUGUAUGUUGUCGAUUUUGACCGACGGAUAUUGUUGUUCUUUCUCACAUUUCUGCCAAGAAGAUAAACGAGCGAAUCUCCCUGACCAAACCAACUAUGACAAUAAAUAGUUUUACCUUCAUAAAGAUAAAGCAAGCAUAGAAUAAUUAUUUUUGAAAAGCUAGCAAAGAAUACUUGUUCAAAAAAGCUCUGUGCUGAACAAGUCUUCCCCCCCCCCUUUCUUCUGUCUCAGUGGUAUGCUCCCUGAGGCAGUUCUUCCUCCCUCUAAGGAGCACAGCUAUGCACAGUGGCUGGAGAGGACGUACCAAGUUACCAGGGGUGCAGAUUACCUCCAGCAGGGGAACCGCGUCCCUCCCCCAUACUCAGUCACCACCUAUCAGUCCCGGGCUCUGGAGGGCCUCCCACUCAAAUCCCAAGGUAUGGAGUCUUUGGUUUGUGUCCCAAAUAGGGGGUCUGGUCAUAGGCAUAGGGCUCCGGUCAACAGUAGUGCACUAUAUAAGGAAUAGGGUGCCAUUUGGGACAAAGCCUAUCUAUCACUCCCUCUGUAAGCCUAUGUCCUGGUCUCAAAGCAGACAUGUAACCCUAUUCACCGGCACACAAAAUGUUUGUUGUGUGUAAAGUAAUUGAGUGGAAGGACUGAUGGUGAUCUCGCUUUUUACUUCAUCCUAACAAUGUGAAUGAUCAAUUAUAUGAUUGAUGAAUGUGUUUGGUCUAUCUGGUGUAGGUACAAAUGGUGCUCUAACCAGGGCCCUGGAACUCGACUGGACCAAAGAUGAGAGGCAGUGUACACUCUGCCAACAGUUUGGCGACGCCACACCCAACGUGAGUUUCCCUCCCCCCUCUGUACUGAUCCCACACAGUAAUUGUAUUGAUAAGGAGACGGGACACCAUUGUGUUAGCUUCAGAAUUUUUUUUACUAAGAUAAAACCAUACAUAGAGCAUUAUGGGUACCGUAGUACAGUUUUUCUCAACUCCGGUCCUUGAGUACCUCAAACAGAACGUAACUUUAUGACUAACUACUUCCCUGAAGGAGGGAAAUGAGGAACAACAUACUAUGGGGGGAGUCGCGCACUCGUUACUUCGGUUGAAGGAUCUACAAUCACGCCUAACAAGGCCAAUGAAAUCCGCACCUUGCUGGAAGCUCUGCCUUCCACAGGUGAUAAGCAUGAGGCUUGGAUUAAUUCCUUCACUGAGCCCAGGAACGGGCAGUGCGGGGCCAAACAGGAGUUGUACCUCUUUCCCACCUUCAGGGAACAGUUGUUAUAGUCAAAAUGUUACGUUCCCUUUAAUUCAGUCAACUUCAGUACAACAUACUAUGGGGAAAUAUAAUCACGCCCCAAGCUGACCAACGGAUACUAAAUGAAACUGCCCAUGGCAGACCACCCCGACCUGACCCCGCGAGAUUCUGCAUUUUGGGUAUUGUGCAAACGGCACGCUGCUUAGUGACUUUCCCCUGUCCCAGCUGUAAGCACACUGGGCUACACUGGGAGCAGUGACAUCCAAGCAAUAAAACCUCACAAAAGUAUGUGGUGAUGCUCAACUCACUGCAGCACAAAUAUAUCCUACACUCAACCCUUUAAACAAUGCCGGACUCCUGGUGGAGUGGGCGCAUACACCGCUAGUUAACCCUUGCCCCUUGCUGCAAUAUGCCGUGGAGAUAGCCUCCACAAUCCAGUGGAAGAGACGCUGCUUAGGGAGUGCCCUGCCACGAGCUGGAUUAGCAAAAUAGACAAAAAGCUGGUCACAUAACCAGAUAUCCCGGGUCCAUUCGAUGUACAUGCGUAAAGCUUGCACCGGACACAGGGCAUUUGACCUCUGUUGCUCUUCAGAAGCAAAAGGAGUAGGUGAAAAUGGAAAUGGCUCAAAGCUAAGGACCUGUAGGACAUAGCCAUGACUUUCGGGGGGGAAGGCCGCAUUUGGACGCAACGUCACCUUAGAGUGGCCCGGGGCGAACUGAGUACAGGACGUGUGUACCGAUAACAUGUUUAGCCAAAGUCAUGAGCAGGGAGAUUUUGUAGUAGAGGAUCAGGGCCAAGUCCCAUGUGGGCGCAAUUGGUUUAGAGACCAGUCUGAGACAACCGCACAACCAGGAUCCUGGAUCUGACAUAGAAACCUCUCUGAUUACCUGUGUCUGGAGACGGGAGGUUAUUCCCUCCCUCAAAACGGGCACUGAGGCCUCAACAGUCGACCUGAUGACGUCACUGAAGCGUGGGGGACGUGCAACAAGUUGUAGCCUGUACCCCGACGUCACUGUUCGCAUGAUCCAUAGCAAAACUGUGCAUGCACCCCAUUGUUUGUAGCCAACAGCGAGCCUCCCGUCAAGUGCCAUUUGAAGGGGCGGUACGCCACCAUAUGGACUGGGAGAGAUUUUGUUAUUUUUCCCUUUCCAACACUCUCGACCACCGUGUGUCUGAAUGUGGAUAAGGGACACUUUUCAUUGUACACACACGUGGGAGACGCAACACUUUUGACACUCGUGAACACUGUGGAACUUUGGGUUGACACAACUGUGUUUAUGUGCCAAGGUUUGCCUGAAGCCAGGUCCACUCUGGGAUCGGGGGCUCCGGCAAUAGGUGAAGUACCCCGAUUGGCAUUGCCCCUUGGGGGUACUUCUGUCACAACGAGCCUCACUCAGUUUAGGCAGUAAGAUGCGUCCCAGUAACCGACUGGCACCCAGCAUUGGACCGCACGCAUAAAAAUAGAUCCAGGGGAAAACCACUAUCGUGACGGUUAUCAUACCAGUCAUAGUUACCAGUGCCACGACAUCUUUGAACCCAACUUAUUACUCUCACCCUGGGGAGAUUGAUAUACCCCUUGAACCCUGUGAACACCAAGGAACGCGGGGUAACAGAGGGUGGUUUAAACAUGAACAAGCUUCCAAACUAAGUUGUGCUUCUGUGAGACUGUAUAGCCUAGGUGAAGCCCUGCCCCUUAUGGACACAGGGCUCCAGCAAUGUCUGACGUAGCACCCCGUUUGGCUGUAACCAAAUGUGGUGGCACUGACAUCACAGUAAUAUUUUUGUGGUGGGGCUCACCGGUCAAUCAGACACGUGCUAAGGCCCCUCGCUCUGAGGUUACCUGAGCCAAGUGCUCGGAGGCUGCUUCCUCAUCUGAGGUGCCUGCAUGCCCCGCUUCCUCCACUCCCUCCAACUCCAAGAAUUUGAAAUAGGAAUGUCAUUGCCAUAUUGCCGGGGGAAAGCUAGGAAGCUUAAUUUGCCGGAAGUUAUGCAUGCUAACUGAUGUUAGCCAUGAUAAGGCUUCUAGUCUAAGCUAGGCUAGCUAGCCUCUUUGACUGCAACACGGUCCAUUUUAGAAUAACCAAGCGACUUAACACUGGCUACGUACACUAAACAAGAGAGCUACCCAAGCAAUUGCACCAUUAGGAAGCCGGAAUAGCUGGCAGUAGCUAGCUCGCCUUUGCACGUUAGCUAACCUGGCUAGCAUGCUAUGCAGCACUUGUUAGCUAGCCUGGUCUCGAAAGUCUAUGUAGGACCGGAUCACUGUGGUGGGACCAGGACCCUUCUGGGAAGAGAGGCAAGCGGUGCUUAAUCAAGGCACACACAGGCAGCGGGGGGAUAUCCACAGAACCUGGUCACCCUCUCUCUUCGAGUAGCCUCCCAUAACUGGCAACAGAGCGCACAGGAACCGGGAGACAUUCAACCCGACCAACUACCCAACCCAUCUCCGCGUUCCGCAACUCCGACUUAGUCGAGGUACGGGCACCCGGGAGAGGAAGUCAUUAUCGGAACCACCAAGCCCAGCCGUCCCCUAGUCUCGCACACAAACUGAUUCGAGCGAGGGCAGCCUGCGCAUGUGCCGAGACAGAAGACAACAAACAUGGGUAUCUUUUAAUUAAUUGGGGGCAUGGUCGCGAACCUGAAACUGGCUUGUUAUUCUUUGUCGUUUCGGUCUCGUUAGCCAUCUUACCUAUUGCUGAAGCCAGACCAAGCAAUUAGAAGAAUAACUAAUUGUUUGUAUGGUUCUCAUAAGUUUCCUAAUCAUAAACUUCAGCACACAACGUCCAGGGGGUGAGCACGCUCUACAACUAAGGGACAGUUUAGUUGGCGCAACGUAAGUCAGUCUCGUGUUCCAAUUGUUUGUUUUUGUACCGUGAAAUGUUCCUGUUCACACCAAGGUGGAGAGCGGAAUAAUUCCAAGAAUGGAAGGAGGGGCAUCCAGCGAGCCGUAUAUUUCAUUGGCCUUGUCGGGCGUGAUUGUAGAUCCUUCAACCGAAGUCGCGAGAGUGCGACUCCUCCAUAGUGUGUUGUACCAAAGUUGACUGACUGAAAGGCAUUUUUGUUGUAGCCGUACACCCGAUUUUAAAUUAGUCAACUAAUCAUCAAGUACUUGACUAGUUGAGUUACGUGUGUUCUAUGCGGCUAUUCUGUUUGGGGGUACUCAAGGAUUGGAGUUGUAUAACACUUCUGUAGGACAUUAUACCCACAGUAAUGGUAUUAGCAGCUAUUCAGACAUCCCAGAAUGUUGUCUCAGGUCCACUCUAAAUGUGAAUGUCCUCAUUUUUAUUGAAGGACGCGGGCAGGCUCCUGUACCUGGGGCAGAACGAGUGGGCCCACGUUAAUUGCUGCCUGUGGUCUGCUGAGGUGUACGAAGACAACGGAGCUCUACUCCAAGUACACAGUGCUGUCUCCAGGGGGCGCCACAUGGUAAGAAUGUGUAGACAUCACCAUAGUUGCGCCUCAAAUGGCACCCUGUUUCCUAUAAAGUGCAAUACUUUUGACCAGGGCCCAAAUUGGACUAUGUAGGGAAUAGGGUGACAUUUUGGACACUUCCCACAUCAAAGCUGGAGUACAUCCUUACCCAAUAGGCUUUGUAUUCAGGCAUAAGUGUGCAGUUGCCCAUUUUUUAAACAUUGUAAUAAAAUAAAAUCAACUUUAUUGUUCCAAAGAUAGAAUUGUCUUGUCAGGUCUGCUAUGUCCAUUUAGUUAUAAUGAGAAUGUUUACUCUUCAGGGAGUUUUCUGCUAGUCGUUCUCAUUCUCUGUUUUCUUUCCUCUUCUACUCAUUCCACCUUUCUUCCCUACAGCGCUGUGAGCGUUGUGGCCAGGCGGGGGCGACGGUGGGCUGCUGUCUCUCAUCCUGUCAGAGUAACUACCACUUCAUGUGCGCCCGCGCCCGCAACUGUGUCUUCCAGGAGGACAGGAAGGUCUUCUGCUCCAGGCACCGCGAUCUCGUCAGUGAGAAGGUGAACUUUUAUGUAUGGACUAAUGAGGCAUACACACACAGAAACAAACAGUCAUCUUUCCAAUGGUGAGCACCUCCACUUUAACUGUGACUUGUCAGCGGCAUCCAAACUUCACACCUGGUGGCUUAUUGUGUAGCGUUAGGGCCUAUGUUAUGUCUCCGGACACACACACACAUACACACACCUACGUCUCAGGAUUUACAGGCCCGUUUCCGCUCCUCUCCAGAUGGUGUAUGGGAAUGGGUUUGAAGUUCUCCGGCGGGUCUACGUGGACUUCGAAGGGAUCAGCCUCCGUAGGAAGUUUCUGACUGGCCUGGAGCCAGAGUCUAUAAAUAUGACCAUUGGUGAGUAUGUGUACAUCCCCAAUGGCACUCUAUUCACUAUUUAGUGCACGGCUUUUAACCCUUUACACUCGUGGGAAUUAGCCUAUAUGGAUAGGGCUAAAUUGAAAUGUGUUUUACAGAAGAAAUAUGGAAAGCAUAUGCAUACCAAUGGUCGCAAUUAAAAGAGAACAGUUUGGAGAUUGUGGGGAAAUUAUUAGACUAACGGUGAGGACACAGCAGUUCACCUGACACAAGACUGAAUCUAAACAUUACACUGUGACUUUAUGUGCAUUUUACAUUUACUGUACUUUCCAAUGCAUUUGUUGAAAUGAAAUCUGAAAAUACUCUGCAUACAUUUAGUAACAUGAUAAGAAUAUUAUUGGAACAUUUGGGGUAGGUGCAUCAUAAGACAAAAAAAUGCCAAAGGUUUGAGUGAGAGGUCAAACUGGUUUCUCCAAGUGGCCACGCACCUCUCCAAAGUAUGCACAGUUCCUAAGUAAAUUCAGUGCACUUUUAUGACUCAAAGAAGAGUCUUCAACUAUAAUGUGCUUUUUUGAGCUCUCCUAGCUGUGCUGUUGAGGAACUAGAGCAAGCACACUUGUAGUUGUUUUGUUUGGAACACAGCCCUGCAUCCCCGCCACCAGGGUUUCCGUCAGGGAUAAUGUGGCGCCGGACAUUUGACCGGCAGCAUUUUAAUUUACCGGACAUUUGAGAAAUGUACCUGACCCGUGUGUAUUGGGUGUAUCCACCCACUGUGCUCAGAAUGACAUAAAUUACAUUUUGAUUAUGGUCAUUCAUAUUAACAGAACAUGCAAGUCGAAGAUGCAACGAUGUGCGGUCCUUUUUACCGAAUUCUGAUGUGAACUUCGAAAUAUCUGUCCACAUUUACUUUUCCUCAGCCAACAAGACGAGUAACGAACAGUAAAAUCACUACCCUGCACUGAGUGUACAAAUCAUUAAGGAUACCUGCUCUUUCCAUGACAUAGACUGACCAGGUGCAUCCAAGUGAAAGAUAUGAUCCUUUAUUGAUGUCACUUGUUAAAUCCACUUCAAUCAGUGUGGAUGAAAGUUAAAUAAGGAUUUUUAAGCCUUGAGACAAUUGAGAUAUGGAUUGUGUGUGUGCCAUUCAGAGGGUGAAUGGGCAAGACAAAAUAUUUGUACCUUUGAACGGGGCAUGGUAGUAGGUGCCAGGCGCACCAGUUUAUGUCAAGAACUGCAACGCUGCUGGGGUUUCACGCUCAACAGUUUCCCGUGUGUAUCAAGAAUGGUCCACCACCCAAAGGACAUCCAAGCAACUUGACACAACAGUGGGAAGCAUUGGUGUCGACAUGGGCCAGCAUCCCUGUGGAAUGCUUUUGACACCUUGUAGAGUCCAUGAUCCAACGAAUUGAGGCUGUUCUGAGUGCAAGGGGGGGGACUCAAUAUUAGGUAGAUGUUCUUAAUGUUUAAGUGUAUGUCAAUCUACCAUCCCCCAUAGAAAAGUUGACCUAUUGUAUUGGUCAGCUUGUCGACAAAGAAAUAGCCUAUUCCAAACAGACUCUGGGACAGUUAUGGGACGAGAGAUCCCAAAUUGAUUUUAUUUUAAAUUCAUACAACCAGUAGGCCUAGGUUACAUAAAAAAAUAAACAUUCAAAAGCAAGGAGUCUAAUGCAACAGAUCAGAACGUUUAGCUUAAAAUGUUGAUAAACUAUUUAUUCACAUAAGCAUAGCAGUGCUCACAAGGCAGUAGGCUAUGCGCAAAUGUUUGUUCCAUAAUGCAAAACCGUUGUCAAAAGGGCACCGCACAUGCGAGCGGUUUCAUGUGACAGAGGUUAAAAUAUCCGUUAGAAAUGUAGAAAGAGGGCAUAUCUAAUAUGCAACAACUAGCUUUUACUUGGCUCAUCGCACUCUAAUGACUCCUUGGGGUGGGCAGGGCGCCUGCAGGCUGACCUCGUCGUCAGUUGAACGGUGUUUCCUCCGACACAUUGGUGCGGCUGGCUUCCAGGUUAAGCGGGCGGGUGUUAAGAAGCGCGGUUAGGCGGGUCAUGUUUCGGAGAACGCAUGACUCGACCUUCGUUGGGAAGUUGCAGCGAUGAGACAAGAUCGAAAUUGGGGAGAAAAAGGGGGUAAAAUGCAACAAAAAAUUGAAAUAAUAAUAAAAUACCUUAUUUACAUAAGUAUUCAGACCCUUUGCUAUGAGACUCGAAAUUUAGCUCCGGUGCAUCCUGUUUCCAUUUAUCAUCCUUGAGAUGUUUCUAGAACUUGAUUGGAGUCCACCUGUGGUCAAUUCAAUUGAUUGGACAUGAUUUGGAAAGGCACACACCUGUCUAUAUAAGAUCCCACAGUUGACAGUGCAUGUCAGAGCAAAAACUAAGCCAGGAGGUCGAAGGAAUUCUCCGUAGAGCUCCGAGACAGGAUUGUGUCGAGGCCCAGAUCUGGGGAAGCGUACCAAAAAAUGUCUGCAGCGUUGAAGGUCCCCAAGAACACAGUGGCCUCCAUCAUUCUUAAAUGGAAGAAAUUAGGAACCACCAAGACUGUUCCUAGAGCUAGCCGCCCGGCCAAACUGAGCAAUCGGGAGAGGAAGGCUCUUGGUCAGGGAGGUGACCAAGAACCCGAUGGUCACUCUGACAGAGCUCUAGAGUUCCUCUGUGGAGAUGGGAGAGCCUUCCAGAAGGACAACCAUAUCUGCAGCACUCCACCAAUCAGGACUUUAUGGUAGUGGCCAGAGUGCUCAGGACCUCAGACUGGGGCGAAGGUUCACCUUCCAACAGGGCAACGACCCUAAGCACACAGCCAAGACAACGCAGGAGUGGCUUCGGGACAAGUCUCUGAAUGUCCUUGAGUUGCCCAGCCAGAGGCCGGUCUUGAACCCGAUGGAACAUCUCUGGAGAGACCUGAAAAUAGCUGUGCAGCGGCGCUCCCCAUCCAACCUGACAGAGCUUGAGAGGAUCUGCAGAGAAUAAUGGGAGAAAUUCCCCAAAUACAGGUGUACCAAGCUUGUAGCGUCAUACCCAAGAAGACUUGAGGCUUUUAUCACUGCCAAAGGUGCUUCAACAAAGUACUGAGUAAAGGGUCUGAAUACUUAAGUAAAUGUGAUAUUUCUGUUUUAUUUUAUUUCUAAAAAACUGUUUUUGCUUUGUCAUUAUGGGGUAUUGUGUGUAGAUUGAGGAUAUAUUUUUUUUAAUCCGUUUUAGAAAAAGGCUGUAAUGUAACAAAAUGUGGAAAAAGGGGUCUGAAUACUUUCCGAAUGCACUGUAUCACCAGUAGUAGCCUAUAUUUACCGUUAAUUUUCAUAAUUUAGUUUAUCAUAAUAUUUGUUUAGUUACGGUAAAUUCUGUUAAUGCAUUCAAUAUACAGUGAGGGGAAAAAAGUAUUUGAUCCCCUGCUGAUUUUGUACAUUUGCCCACUGACAACAAAAUGAUCAGUCUUUAAUUUUAAUGGUAGGUUUAUUUGAACAGUGAGAGACAGAAUAACAACAACAAAAAUCCAGAAAAACACAUGUCAAAAAUAUUAUGAAAAGAUUUGCAUUUUAAUGAGGGAAAUAAGUAUUUGACCCCUCUGCAAAACAUGACUUAGUACUUGGUGGCAAAACCCUUGGCAAUCACAGAGGUCAGAUGUUUCUUGUAGUUGGCCACCAGAUUUACACACAUCUCAGGAGGUAUUUUGUCCCACUCCUCUUUGCAGAUCUUCUCCAAGUCAUUAAGGUUUCGAUGCUGACGUUUGGCAACUCGAACCUUCAGCUCCCUCCACAUAUUUUCUAUGGGAUUAAGGUCUGGAGACUGGCUAGGCCACUCCAGGACCUUAAUGUGCUUCUUCUUGAGCCACUCCUUUGUUGCCUUGGCCGUGUGUUUUGGGUCAUUGUCAUGCUGGAAUACCCAUUCACGACCCAUUUUCAAUGCCCUGGCUGAGGGAAGGAGGUUCUCACCCAAGAUUUGACGGUACAUGGCCCCGUCCAUCGUCCCCCAAACACCCCCAAAGCAUAAUGUUUCCACCUCCACGUUUGAUGGUGGGGAUGGUGUUCUUGGGGUCAUAGGCAGCAUUCCUCCUCCUCCAAACACGGUGAGUUGAGUUGAUGCCAAAGAGCUCCAUUUUGGUCUCAUCUGACCACAACACUUUCACCCAGUUCUCCUCUGAAUCAUUCAGAUGUUCAUUGGCAAACUUCAGACGGGCCUGUAUAUGUGCUUUCUUGUGCAGGGGGACCCUGCGGGCGUUGCAGGAUUUCAGUCCUUCACGGCGUAGUGUGUUACCAAUUGUUUUCUUGGUGACUAUGGUCCCAGCUGCCUUGAGAUCAUUGAAAAGAUCCUUCCGUGUAGUUCUGGGCUGAUUCCUCACCUUUCUCAUGAUCAUUGCAACUCCACGAGGUGAGAUCUUGCAUGGAGCCCCAGGCCGAGGGAGAUUGACAGUUCUUUUGUGUUUCUUCCAUUUGCGAAUAAUCGCACCAACUGUUGUCACCUUCUCACCAAGCCGCUUGGCGAUGGUCUUGUAGCCCAUUCCAGCCUUGUGUAGGUCUACAAUCUUGUCCCUGAUAUCCUUGGAGAGCUCUUUGGUCUUGGCCAUGGUGGAGAGUUUGGAAUCUGAUUGAUUGCUUCUGUGAACAGGUCUUUUAUACAGGUAAAAAGAUGAGAUUAGGAGCACUCCCUUUAAGAGUGUGCUCUUAAUCUUAGCUCCUUACCUGUAUAAAAGACACCUGGGAGCCAGAAAUUUUUCUGAUUGAGAGGGGGUCAAAUACUUAUUUCCCUCAUUAAAAUGCAAAUGAAUUUAUAACAUUUUUGACAUGCGUUUUUCUGGAUUUUUUUGUUGUUAUUCUGUCUCUCACUGUUCAAAUACACCUACCAUAAAAAUUAUAGACUGAUAAUUUCUUUGUCAGUGGGCAAACGUACAAAAUCAGCUGGGGAUCAAAUACUUUUUUCCCUCACUGUAUUAUUAUUAGUCGUUUACCGUUCUCAUUGUCGGAGUGCACACAUUGUUUGCAGAGCUUACAACCUAUGCUACACUUGUGAGGAAAAAGUUUAGGUUUAUUUCAUUCCAUUUACGAGUUUUGUCAAUUUAUUAAUUGUCUUUUGUUUGGAGCAUUCCUGUCAAUGCUACCGGGCCUGCGGGUAAAUGUAGGCCUAGAAAUGUGCCCAUUUGGGGAUAUCUGAUUUAGCAUUUCUGAUUGUCUUAACUCUCCACCACUAAUGAGCUGUGGAGCUUUUCAAAGUACUUUUUUGUUUACCUCAAUCAGCAAGUAAAGUCUGUUUUUAGAAUCCAUUGAGAAUGACAAUAGUUCCUCAAUGUAUUAGAAAAAUAUUUCCAGCUCUCUCCCUUUUGAUAACCACUUGGCAUGAAAGGGAAAAAUGGAAAGCUCUGAUCCAGUUGAAACAUAAAAUACCUGAUUUACUUCUUAUCCCUUGCACAAAUAGCCUACAGCUGUGUUCUGUACCGAGCUCUAUCUUUUACAAUGUUGCAAAUUUGCUAGCUCGAGCUUCGGGCAGGACCCAGUUGAUAGUUGAUAUAAUAUUUCAAGUUCGUUGCAGACAGGCCAUGUGAUUUAUAGGGUAUUUAUUUUUAUCGGGAUAUUUCUACCUGCAGGCUGCAAUGUUUUUAUUUGUUGGCUUUAUGUAGGCUAUUUUUACAUGGUUGGCAAUAGAAGUUACUUUUAGAUUUGUAGCAUCCUCAUUUAGAUUUAGAACCACAUGAUAAGGAUCAGUUUGAGAUACAAAGACUAUUAUAAAUUAAAUGAAACUGUUCACGAAAAUGUGCAUAUGAAAAUCAUAACUUGCACGCAGCUUGGUAGAAAUGGUAAGAUAAAUUUGCACUCCAAAUGAAAAAGGUUGCCUACCCCUGGUGUAGCCUAUUACCGGCAACUUCAGGAGCAUAAGGGCAGAAUCUGCGAAGGCCAGCAGCGAGGAGGAGGGUCGGAAACACUCUUUUUCUUCUUGUAGUUAGGCUAUUAAAGCAUCAGACAAGCUCAGUACAGAUAGUUGAUUUUAUUAAAAAAGCCCUAAUGUUUUCAAAAUGCAUACUGCCUCCAGCUCAUUGCAAAGUGGUGAGUGACGCGCUGAUGAAGCCUGCCUUCCGUUGCCCAUGCAUUUGCUGUUUGAAAUGCUGUUGCAGCAGUUUCUCACGCUUUCUGACUGAUUUUCUGCUCAAAGGCUCUGUAUCUGUGUGCUGUACGCAUGUGCUAAAGAAGAUGCAUAACAAAUAUACUGUACACGCGCAAAUUUAAUUCCACUAAAUCAUGCAAAUUAACCUAUAGACCGAUAAGCAUGACCAGUCAAAUAUAUUUCCAUCGACUGGUAUUUCCAUCAAUGAAGAGGCUAAAAAUUAUUAUUUCGCAAUGGGAUUUUCUUCUUCUCCCGGAAUAUUGGCCCCGCCAAUUUUAUUUGUCAGCUUUUCUAUCGGCCAAAUGCCGGCUAUUAACAGCUAACCUUAAACCUUGCCGCCAUCACACAAUUACUAUUUAUGCAAACCAACAAUUGUCCAUUAUAAAUCGCAAUCUGGGUCAGGUGGGCAUCAUUUCAAACCUUGUUCUAUUGCAGACAUAACUAGCUAAAUUAUAAAAUAUGAUCUUAGUGUUAGGCUUUCACAAGGAAAUUCAGUGAAGCAGAUCGUAAUUAUGGUGCGCAUAGAAUGGCGUCAUGAGUGCGUUCAGAUGAAACUGCCAAUUUUCAAUAGACAAUACAACAAACAGGCUCAUUCUGUUCAGGACAACCCAGGGUAUAACGCCAUUUCAUCUUCUAACUGUACAUCAAACAUGGUGAUCGUGGGGCCUCCCGAAUGGCGCAGUAGUCUAAGGCACUGCAUCGCAGUGCUAGCUGUCCCACUAGAGAUCCUGGUUCGAGUCCAGGCUCUGUCGCAGCCGGCCGCGACCGGGAGACCCAUGGGGCUGCGCCCAAUUUGGCCCAGCGUCGUCCAGGGAGGGUUUGGCCAGCAGGGAUGUUCUUGUCCCAUCGCGCACUAGCGACUCCAGUGGCGGGCCGGGCGUAGUGCACGCUGACUCGGUCGCCAGGUGUACAGUGUUUCUUCCGGCCCAUUGGUGCGGCUGGUUUCCGGGUUAAGCGGGCACUGCGUCAAGAAGCAGUGCGGCUCGGUUGUGUUUCGGAGGACGCACAACUCUCGACCUUCGCCUCUCCCGUGUCCGUACGGGAGUUGCAGCGACGGGACAAGACUGUAACGACCAAUUAAAUACCACGAAAUUGGGGAGAAAAAGGGGGUGAAAUACCAACAAAAAAAAAAAAAAACAUGUUGAUCGUUAACGUUGACACUGUAUAUUACAUGAGUUUUAUGAUAUGGAAAUGUGAAGUGCACAUUUGGACUCACGGGUGUUUGGCUUGCUUGUAUGACAUAAAACCGUUUUUAAUUAUAAUCCUCUUAAUUUACAGCAUUUCCCUCAAACAAAUAAAAAUUGCAAACCGUCUUUGUAGCGCGCAGUACUCAAGUUCAGAACGGGUGUCAGUCAAAACCCGUACAGAGCUGUGAAGCAGAGACCCUGAGCUCUGAUGUCAUGUAUAGCACAGCCACUGCAUUCCAAUUUAGGCACUUAUCAGUGUCCAAAUCUGUAAUUUUCAACCCGUAUACUGGUACUACAUUUACAUUUACAUUUUAGUCAUUUAGCAGACGCUCUUAUCCAGAGAGACUUAGUGAGUGCAUACAUAUUUUUUUUUUAUACUGGCCCCCCGUGGGAAUCGAACCCACAACCCUGCCGUUGCAAACGCCAUGCUCUACCAACUGAGCUACAUCCCUGCCGGCCAUUCCCUCCCCUACCCUGGACGACGCUGGGCCAAUUGUGCGCCGCCCUAUGGGUCUCCCGGUCACGGGUUCGAACCAGGAUCUCUAGUGGCACAGCUAGCACUGCGAUGCAGUGCCUUAGACCACUGCGCCACUCGGGAGGUUUUACUAGUUUUAAACGGUUAACAAAAACCCCGGGCUCUGGUCAAAAGUAGUGCAUUACAUAGGGAAUAGGGUUCCAUUUGGGACAAAACCUAUGUCGAGGGGCUUUUGAGUUGGAAGGCGUGACCCAUAUACUCUAAAAGUUUGACCAGUAAGGGAAUUACUGUAUUUUACUGUCAUCAAUCAUUCCCCUUUUUACUCGUGAAACCAUUUGAAACUAUCCAUCUGUCUCCUUCUAUAUCCAGGCUCUCUUCAGAUCAACAAGCUGGGUGUGCUGACUGAACUAUCAGCAAAUGGCGCGAGGUUGUAUCCUGUGGGCUACCAGUAAGACAUCCAUUUAGAUGCUUCUUGUUUUGAAUAAUCCAUUUGUGAAUAAUGUAGUCAGGGUUGUCAUUGUCUUGUUUAAUAUACUGUUAUUAUAAGAUAUGAGAAUGGCCGUAUAAAACUCCAGUUACUUUGCAGAAGAACUUCAUUUAGAAAUUCUAUUGGGCUGUAUAUAUUUUACUUUACUCACCUUCUCAUCCUCCUCCCUCCCUCUCUUCCUCCGUCCAGGUGCUCUCGGCUGUACUGGAGCACAGUGGACCCUCGGCGGCGCUGUAAGUACACCUGUAAGGUGACAGAGGUGUGCUCUCCACUCCCAGAGAAGCCAGGAGAACCACAGUGGUGGGACCAGGAGGAGAACCGAACCAUAGCCCACAGCUACUGCAAAGGUCAGCAAACCCACCUAACCUGCCCCUAUCUGGUAGUAGAGUGGAGCACUUCAAUGGAUAACCUUGAUGUCCCAUAUUUUAUAUUUGUUUCUUCUUUUCAGUUGAAAUAAUUAACAGAGGGAUAAGUAUAACAACAUAAUUAAGUACAUGGGAAUCGUACAAUAUUUACUAUUCAAAGGGGACAAUUUACUAGAAUCUACUAAUUCUCAGAGUAGACUCUUCAAAGUAAAUAAUGUUCCUUUUUUUGUUCCAUCACCAGAAAUGGAGAUUCCAGAGGAUGUGAUGAGUCCUCUGCCCAUUGAGGUAUGUCCCAGCACCACCCCGUCCCCCCUGAAACAGGAGCCUGGGGCCAAAACCCCUGGUUACUCACAGACCAGGAGACCAGCAGGAGGAACAUCUCGACCUCUUCCCUCUCCCGGUAACAUUGACAUUGAGUUAGUUAUCAAUACCAGUUUAUAUCAGUUUAAUAUCUAGUGUCAGUUAACAGUGAGAUCUCUGCUUUAUUGAGGAAAGUUUUUACUUACUAUGAGUGAUAUGUUGCCUUACUUGAUUACCUUAAAUGUAAUGCACUGACUAAGUCGCUUAGGAUAUGAGCGUCUGCUAAAUGACAUCAACGUAACAUUUUAAUAUCGCUCUCUUCUGUCAUGACACUGACUCGUGAUCCUCUAAUCUCAAGGGAGUGCCAUGACCAAAUCCCACCACGUCCUGACUCUCAGGGAUCUGGACGAUACCUGCCGGCCGCGUCGCCUGUCUCGGGGCCGCCACUCCGGGGACUCCUCUUCCCCCACCGAUGGCCCCGCGGGACCAAUGACGCUCCGUUCAGGGGGCACCCUCCACCCCAGGUCCCUACCCUCCAGCUGGAGCUCCCCUCCCUUGUCCCCCUCCAGUGUUACCUCCCCUCUCUCUCUGCGGCCUGGCGCCAUCGGCAGCCCCCCCUCCAACCUCCCUCUGGCCAUCCGCAACUCCUCCAGAAUCCGACAGCCAUUCAAAAUCACAACUCCAGUGUCCGCUGAGGUGCCACAAGACUUCUUAGCGUCAUCCGAGCCAGAGGAGGCAGUGGUGGUGCCCUCAAACGGGAUCACAUUGACAGCAAAUAACAUGGAGGAAGACACAGACGUCGGCCCCCUGAUGUUGGAUCAGGACUUGCCCUUCGCGCCAUACGACGUGGCGGACGCAGACGUGGCGGUGGCCUCUGUGCUAAACGCCAAGCUGGAGUUUGACGAGGCCUUGCUGAACGAGACUGUGGCGCUUCACUGUGGAGGUUCCCAGACAGGUGGAGGAGAUAUGGAGGAGGAGGAGGCAUUAGAGGAGGAGACUCAGGGUGGGGACAACAUGGAUGCCAACAACAAGGCCCCAGUAUUCACCAAAGCAAUGGCCACUAAAGAGGUCCUGGAGAACGGUUCCUCAGACGAAGACAUGGAUCACUACUUGAAGUUAUCGCGUAUGUUGGUGGUGUGCGAAGCCUCCAACGACUCAGGGCAGGCAAGUCUCCCUCUCUCCUCACCUCCUCCUACAUCUCAGUCCAUCUCACAGCUUGACGGAGCUGAUAACGGCUCUGAGAGUGACUCAAGCGAUUCUACCUGCGAUGAGGAAGAAACUCAGGAAGAGGGGAAGAGUGGGGAAGAUCAGGGGAAUGACACUCAAGGCGUGUUUGAAACCUGUGACCCAAAUAACGACAUGUCUGUUGAAAAGGAGGUUCUGAUGGACUCAGAGCAAAUGGAAUCCCAGAACGAGGUUCUUCUGGACCUCAGCAGUGGCCAUUUUGUUUCGGAUGACGACAGCACCAGCGAGUACCUGGCUAAUAAUAAAAAAGUAGUGCUUGAUGACAGCGAUAGCGACAGCUCUGGCUCCUCUACAGAUUCUCUUGUUGGAGUGGACGACGAGAUGGGAGACCCAGACUUCGAGCCGGAACCCAAACCCAACCAAAAAUCACCUCCCGUAAAAACCAUCAACGUCAUGGAAUGCCCUACUCCUGUGAGCGUGAGAACUAUUCCACGUAAACCCACACCAACGCAGAGAAAAAUCAUCAGGGUGUCCCUACCCUCUGGACCUGCUCUGCCUCUGAAUGUAGCCUUCUCUUCGACACCCAUCGCUGUUCGAACCAUUCCAAGGACAGUCACCUCCACCGCCUCCCCGACCCCAUUCGUAAUAAAUGGCAUGAACUCUAUACCCUUACAGACAGGGGCCAAUAGGGGGAGAACUAUCGCUAUCCGCCUGGCCACCCCCAGACAAGCAGCUCAGCAGCAGCUGACUGCCACUAUUCAGUCUGGAGCCUCCAACUCAGCCCCGUCCCCACAGGUUCUGCUAGUCAACCGUCAAGGUCAGAUUCUGAUGAAAGAUCCAAACACCAACACCUUCCAGACGGUCAGCACCAGCUCCCCUUCCUACAGCCGCAUCAGCCAGAUUGCCAAGAUGAUCCACAACAGUGAUGCCCUGCCCCGCGCGGUUCCCCAGAUGGUGGUCGUACCCGCUACAUCUACACCCUCGCCACGGACAGCCAUCUUCCAUAGUUCAAAUUUCAUCACCAGUAACCGAAACAACACCACCACACCAACCACCAUCUCUAACAGAAACAACACCACACCAGCAACCACCACCAAUCUCCUGAUCAGGACCCCACAGAGUUUGCAUGAUGGGCGAGUGUUGGUCCGAGCCAUCCCCGUGACGAGUGGAGCUAAACAAGUGAGGGUCAAGUGCGUCUCUGUGCCCAGCUCUCCAGUGAUGAUGGGCAACCAGGCCCAAGCUAUCUUAGACAGAGCCAUGGCUACUCAUCGCGAGCCCUCUCGGAUACGGCCUAAUAUCCUCAGGGUGAGCCCGUCCCAGCUGAGCCCAUCCCAGUUCCAGGUCCACCCGUUCCUCAACAAGCUCCAGUCCCCUCUAGCCAUCUCAGACACUCCUAGUCAGAUGCGCCGCCACGAGCCGGCCACCGUACCUGAAUCCCAGGUCCGCGUCAAGAGAGUGUCCUUCGUCGCUGAGCGUCCCGGCAAGAAGAAAUGUAAGACUGAUUUCCUCCCGCAGUCACCCUCUAGUGACCUUGAUGACCUAGAUGGCAGCAGGUAAGGCAGAGUACCAUAUGUACAAUAUGAGAUGAUGGAAUUAUUUUAUUUUACUUGGAAUGUUGUAACUCUGACUGCACUACAUAUUUUCCAAUUGGGACAAUAAAGAAAACAGUCACUGUUUUUUUUUACCUCACACAGAAAUAGUGGUGUUCGAAUCAAAGCCCCAACAAUGAAAGAUGUGCUGGAUCUGGACCAGGAGAAAGUUGAGCCCAAGGUGAUCCUACCACCAGAACCUGAGAAGAUCAGGUUAGUUUCUUCUCAAACACGACCAUAGCAAGAUGGAUGCCACAAAUACACACUGCAAGGUUAAUUUGAUUAAACAAUUAUAAUUAGAAUGCAUAAGUACGGAGCCCCUUAGGGGUCAUGGUCAAGAAAAAUAAAAGCUGCAAGGCUAGUCCAUUCCCUCUUUUUUUUAUUAGUUCCCUCAGUAUAAAAAGUAAUUCCCUCAUAUAUAUUUUUUUUCCCUGAAUAGAAAAAGUAGUUCCCUCAAUUUUAUUAGUCAUUCCCUCUCUAUUAAUUUGGUCCCUCAGAUCUCUAGGCUUAUAAGAAUGGCAUUCUCCUUAUGUAGGCCUACCCCGGUCCCAUUCCUACUUGGCCGAUAACAUAUUGCAGCCUAAAUGUAAUUCUAUUUUGUUAAUUACAUGCUUCAAAUGGUGAUGAUCACUGACCAUUCAAUAGCUAGUUCCAGUUUCAUUGUUUUCAUAUGCCUUUGAAUCAUAAGGGCAAAUAAUAACAUUCAAAACCCCUUAAUUAGGCUAAGAAAUGUCAAUAGCCUGAAAAGCUAGGAGCCUCGCUAGCAGUCAUAAUUGAAUGAUGCAUGUUUUUAAUGCAAACCAAAUAAACUUUGUGCAAACUCUGAUUCAUACACUUGGACAACAUGAAGAGUUGUCCAUUUUGCGCACCUCUCAUCCCUGCGACCCAGUGUUUUACCAGCUUCAUGCAUAUAGUUAGGGCUAUACAUCCACUAAAACAUGGCACCAGCCAAGUGCCUGGAUGUGUUUAUGACUGUUAACAAUUGUGCAUGUGACUCAUGAGAGUGAAUUUAUUGUGCAUAAUUUCCAAGCAGCUUCUGUGUUAACAGGUGCGCUAGAAUUCUGUCAUGAUCUUAGCUGUUCUAUAGCCUGUCUAUACUCCAGGGGAGUUGGUUAGCUAGCUAUCCUAGCCUGGCAAUUAGCUAAUAUCCAGGUGAACGUACUGUCAUCGCAACAAAGCAAAUAGCGAUCCAUUUUUGUGAUGAACAUAGACCCAGAGCCUCUUUAAACCAUCUAUCUGUGCCUGGUUGGCGAAGUCACUAUACAGCUAUAGCGAGCAAGAUGCCUUGCUAGCAGCUCAGUCACACACGCACGCACACGCAGCAGCAUGCUUCUGAAAAUCUGGGAAAGGGGUGCAGAGAGAGACAGAAUGCUGAUUCCGAGAGGACAAUUACAUGAUUGAGGGAGCAAAUGCAUAAAUUGAGGGAAUGGAUUAAUAAAAUUGAGGGAUCUACUUUUUAUAUUGAGGGAACGCAUUUUUAAAUUGAGGGAAUUAAUUUGUUAUUGAAGGAACUAAUGAACAAACGGUGGGAACGGAUUAGCCUGGCUGUUUUUUUUCUCUCUCCACCAUGACCCUUAAGGGGCUCCGUACAUACAGUCCAUUCGGAAAGUAUUCAGAACCCUUCCCUUUUCCCACAUUUUGUUACGUUAUAGCCUUAUUCUAAAAUUGAUUAAAUUACAUGUUUUCCUCAUCAAUCUACACACAAUACCUCAUAAUGACAAAGCGAAAACAGUUUUUAAAUACAUUUUUGCAAAUGUAUUAAAAAUAAAAAACAUACCUUAUUUACGUAAGUAUUCAGACACUUUGCUAUGAGACUCGAAAUUGAGCGCAGGUGCAUCCUGUUUCCAUUGAUCAUCCUUGAGAUGUUUCUACAGCUUGAUUGGAGUCCACCUGUGAUAAAUGCAAUUGUUUGGACAUUAUUUGGGAAGGCACGCCUGUCUAUAUAAGGUCCCACAGUUGACAGUGCAUGUCAGAACAAAAACCAAGCCAUAAGGUCGACGGAAUUGUCGGUAGAGCUCCAAGACAGGAUUGUGUUGUGGCACAGAUCUGGGGAUGGAAGAAGUUUGGAACCACCAAGACUCUUCCUAGAGCUGGCCGCCAAGCCAAACUGAGCAAUCGGGGGAGAAGGGCCUUGGUCAGGGAGGUGACCAAGAACCUGAUGGUCAGUCUGACAGAGCUCCAGAGUUCCUCUGUGGAGAUGGGCGAACCUUCCAGAAGGACAACCAUCUCGGCAGCACUCCACCAAUCAGCCCUUUAUGGUAGAGUGGCCAGACGGAAGCCACUCCUCAGCAAAAGGCACAUGACAGCCCGUUUGGAGUUUGCCAAAAGGCACCUGAAGGACUCUGACCAUGAGAAACAAGAUUCUCUGGUCUGAUGAAACCAAGAUAGAACUCUUUGGCCUGAAUGACAAGCAUCACAUCUGUAGGAAACCUAUAUGAAACCCUACGGUGAAGCAUGGUGAUGGGGAUGUUUUUCAGCGGCAAGGACUGGGAGACAAGUCGGAGUUGAGGGAAAGAUGAACGGAGCAAAGUACAGAGAGUUCCUUAAUGAAAACCUGCUCAGGACCUCAGACUGGGGAGAAGGUUCACCUUCCAACAGGACAAAUACCCUAAGCACACAGCCAAGACAAUGCAGGAGUGGCUUCGGGACAAGUCUCUGAAUGUCCUUGAGUGGCCCAGCCAGAGCCCGGACUUGAACCCGAUCGAACAUCUCUGGAGAGACCUGAAAAUAGCUGUGCAGCGACACUCCCCAUCCAACCUGACAGAGCUUGAGAGGAUCUGCAGAGAAGACUGGGAGAAACUCCCCAAAUACAGGUGUGCCAAGCUUGUAGCGUCGUAUCCAAGAAGACGCAAGGCUGUAAUCGCUGCCAAAGGUGCUUCAACAAAGUACUGAGUAAAGGGUCUGAAUACUUAUGUAAAUGUUAUAUUUCUAUAAACCUGUUUUUGCUUUGUCAUUAGGGGUGUUGUGUGUAGUUUGAUGGGUGGAAAAAACAAUUUAAUCCAUUUUAGAAUAAGGCUGUAACGUAACAAAAUGUGGAAAAAGUCAAGGGGUCUGAAUACUUUCCGAAUACACUGUGCGCUUUUAUUAAUUAAAAAAGCUGACAUGUUUCGGCUUCACUCAGUCCGCCGUCACAUUUUCUUUUUUGGAAUGACUUAACCCAGAUGAGCAACCCUUUCCAUAGAAGCCUUCAGUAGAACAGGGAUAUCUAAACUCUAUUACACCUUCGUUUUAAUGAAUUCAUAUAACACCAUGUCUGUGUGUCCUGUCUUAUAGACCACCUCCCAUACCUCAGAUGGCACAUCAGCCCAACAGCACUCUACGUCCACCCAACAGCAGCAUCACUCAGAGUAGCAGCAACAUCCAUGGGAAAACCCACGUAUGGGUCAGUGCCCGCCAUGGAGAUCUCUCUGACUGGGGCCCCUACUCAGGUGGGCAUCCUUGUAUACAUUCAGCAUUGAGCAGUUUUACUCUUUUUUUUUUAUUCUACCAAAAACCCAUAUUAGAAAUGUAUUCUGAAUGAUAAUAUAUAUUUAUAAUUUCUGGUUUAAAAAAAUCUUAACCUUCCUAUUCUUAACACACUUCAAACCUCUCAGGUUUCAGCUCUGACGAGGACACAUCGCCACCUAAACAGGACAAGACCAGGUUUGCCCACAGGAACCAGCCCCACCUGUGCUUUGAGAUCACCAGCGACGACGGCUUCCAUGUACAGGCAGACAGCAUAGAGGGUAAGAAUCUCAGCCUAACUACAGAAACAGUAGCUGUAACUUAUAUAGUUGUAGCUAUAGCUAUUCCUAUUUGUGUAUAUAAAAGCAUUUUCUAUGCAGAAUCUGUUGAACUGGCUUUUAAGUCCAGGGCUAGGCUUAAUGUGUGUCCAGUAAACCGACCCUAUGUAGUAUAGCAUUAUAUUUUGUUAUUCAUAUCCUCCUUUUUUUCUCUCCUCUCCCUCCCUCAGUGGCGUGGCGAGCGGUGAUCGACGGCGUCCUGGAGGCCCGAGCGGGGUUCCAUUUGAAGGCGUUGCCCCUGGGCGGGGUAAUCGGGGCGCGGGUUCUGGGCCUGCUCCACGACGCUGUCAUCUUCUUACUGGAGCAGCUGCAGGGCGCCGCCAGCUGUAAACAACACCGCUUCCGCUUCCACCGCUACGACACCCCUGACGACGAACUGCCCAUCAACCCCAGCGGCUGUGCCCGUGCCGAGGUCUACUCGCGGUAAGAACCAAGCACUGAUGUAUGUGGUUAAAAUAGGCAUGUUGACAACAGAGCCAUCUUGCUGUAAGGUCUCCAUAACUUUAUCCCUUAUUGGAAUGUAGAGGUGAUUUUCAUUUUGAAGCUUAAGUAAUUGAAUCUGAAUUUCUAUGUUGUAGCCUGAAUUCUACAUCUCCUACAUUUUAGAACAUGAAAUGACUAGCUAUAACGAACUCCCUCUCUGCCUCUGUCUCCUCACAGGAAGUCAACCUUCGACAUGUUCAACUUCUUGGCGUCUCAACACAGACAACUGCCUAACAUCAUGUCGACACCAUGUGACGAGGAGGACGAUGACGUCCUACUGAAAUCCACCAGGUUAGACAACUCCACAAUUACAGCUAAUGCUUUAAUUUAAUUGUAUCUUUAGUAUUUUGUGUUUUUUUUCUGAGAUAAAUAAGUUCUAACCUACUGUAUUCUCCAUGUUCCUAUCUCAUAGACGAGCCACCAGCACAGAGCUUCCCAUGGCCAUGCGCUUCAGACACCUGGAGAAGACCUCUAAGGAAGCAGUGGGGGUUUACAGGUAACUAAGAAAGAAAACGAUUUGUUAAUGUUCUAAUAUUAUUACUAUUAUGAUUACUUUGUUUUUUGGGGGGUAAAAUACUUCAUACUUUUUUUCUCUUUCACUGUUUCUUUGAUAUUUUCCUUAUCCUAGGUCUGAAAUUCACGGACGUGGUCUGUUCUGCAAGAGGAACAUUGAGGCAGGGGAGAUGGUGAUCGAGUACGCAGGCACCGUCAUCCGUGCGGUUCUCACAGACAAGAGAGAGAAAUACUAUGACAGCAAGGUUGGUCAACAAAAUCAAUGGAGUUAUCACUGUCUCAUAAGCAGUUUACAGAAACUGGUUGUGCUGCAGAUGUUUAGGUUGAAUGCAACGGAAAAUAAAGCAAUGCAUCUCAUUUUAGAAACUACAGCAAUGCAAAAAAAUACAGCAAUGCAUUUAAUUUCAGAAAAUACAGCUAUGCAAAAAAAUACAGCUAUGCAUCUCAUUUCAUUCAAUAACUAAAUAUAUUUUAAACAUUUGUGACGAUAUAUUUUAAUCUGAGCACUUAGAUUUUGAACAUGCAUUCAUGAUGUGCGGCUUUUAGUGUUUGUUUGUUUUGUAUUUAUUGUGUUUUUAUAGCUGGCGCAAAACAUGUCCCCUUUCGCUGAUUAAUUAAGUACUAUCUCAUCUUUGUCUUCUAAAACCCACCUCUUAUCUACUCGUCAGGGCAUCGGCUGUUACAUGUUCCGCAUUGAUGACUUUGAUGUAGUUGACGCCACCAUGCACGGCAAUGCCGCCCGUUUCAUCAACCACUCAUGCGAGCCCAACUGCUACUCGCGCGUCAUCCUCGUCGACAGCCACAAGCACAUCGUCAUCUUCGCCCUGCGUAAGAUCUACCGUGGCGAGGAGCUCACCUACGACUACAAGUUCCCCAUCGAGGACGACAGCAGCAAGCUGCACUGCAACUGUGCCACCAGGCGCUGCCGCCGCUUCCUCAACUAG
This is a messenger RNA of Coregonus sp. 'balchen', 50190 nucleotides long. NCBI's taxonomy places the organism in Eukaryota, Metazoa, Chordata, Actinopteri, Salmoniformes, Salmonidae. The record is from the annotation of a GenBank genome assembly.